CACUAAUUUUUUUUUUUUCUAAAACCGUAUUGUUUAGUGUAUCGAGUAAAAGUGAUACGUUAUAUUAUUGUAAUAAUAUAACGGUUAUUUGUAUUUUGUGUUUGCGUAUAUUCGCAUUGUGUGAUACACUAUCAUGUACAUCGAACCCACGUGACAGAACAUGCCAAAAUACGUGAAAAUGAAAUGCAUCCUGCCUGCAGUGUUAUGGCUAUGGCAACUCAUCAGUUUGGUUAAUGCUCAAGGCGGAAUUGGAUUUGGAAUAAAAAGAGAGAUAUUCUUUUUGAAUUUGGAAGAUGGAUACUUUGGAUGUCAAGUUAACGAGUCUACAGCGGUAUUGCAGUUGUAUGAGCUUUCCAGGCUAUGCGAUGGCAAACAAGACUGUUACAAGGGAUCCGACGAACUGAGACGAGAACUCAAGUGCACAAACGACUGCGAGGCUAAAGAAGGAACGCCCUGUCAGAACGGCGCGUGUCUCGACUCCCUUUGCCAUUGUAACGACGGAUACGGUGGAUGUUCGUGUCAAGUGCCAGACGAGAACGAAUGCAAGUACCGGCCGUGUGACGUGUUCGCUCAUUGCACUAACACGCUGGGCAGUUUCACGUGUUCCUGUUUUCCGGGAUACGUCGGCGAUGGAUUUCACUGCCAAGAUAUCAACGAAUGCGAAGAUCCAGCCAUAGCCAGUAGAUGCGUACAGAACGCCGAAUGCUGUAACCUGCCGUCUCAUUUCUUAUGCAAAUGUAAACCCGGAUAUAUCGGCGACGGCGAAGUCGAGUGCAAAGACAUCGAUGAGUGUUUGAGACCGGACGCUUGCGGCAACAACGCAAUAUGCAGGAACACGCCGGGAAACUACACGUGCGACUGUCAACAAGGAUUUGUGGGCAACCCGUACGACGGGUGUGUGGACGUUAACGAGUGUAGUUUGCCGAACGCUUGCGGUCCCGGUUCUCUGUGCACCAACUUUCCAGGCGGACACCACUGUGAAUGUCCAGAAGGAUAUGCGGGCGAUGCGUACGGCGCCGGAUGUCAUGACGUGGACGAAUGUUCGCGAUCUCCUUGCGGCAAAGACGCACAGUGCCACAACAACGAGGGCAGUUUCCGAUGUACCUGUCCACCAGGAUUCGUCGGCGACCCGUUCCACUCUUGUAAAGACGUGGACGAAUGCGAGUCUUCGCCGUGCGGUCCCAACGCCGUGUGCGCAAACUCGGCCGGCAACUACACGUGCUCCUGCGCGACCGGAUAUACCGCGUCCGCGGAGGAAAUGAGAACGGGAAGUGGAUGCGCGGACAUCAACGAGUGCGGGGCGCCAUCCAACCCGUGCGGGGUCAACGCCAAAUGCACGAACGUCCCUGGCUCGUACACCUGCCAAUGUCUGCCCGGGUUCACCGGGUCCGCGAUAGAUCACUGCCAAAAUAUUAACGAAUGUGAUCACUCGCCAUGUGGAAAUAAUACCAUUUGCACGGAUACAGUCGGGAGUUUUGUCUGUUCGUGCAAAGAAGACUACACGGGCGACCCGAUGAAAGGAUGUCAAGAUAUAAACGAAUGCGAAAUCCUGAGUAAGCCUUGUGGCCCUAAUGCGAUCUGUGAGAAUACUAGCCCCGGAUUUAAUUGUCUUUGCCCACAAGGAUAUUCUGGCAAACCGGAUCCAAAAGUUGCUUGCGAACAAGUCGAUGUGACGGUUUUAUGUAAAUCAAAUUUUGAUUGUACCACUAAUGCUGAGUGCACAGAAGGUCAAUGUUUUUGUAAGAACGGGUUUAAUGCCAAAGGAUCAGUGUGUGUGGACAUUGACGAGUGCCUCGCUCAACCAUGUGGACCAUAUUCUAUGUGUUCAAAUACUCCCGGUGGAUUCCAUUGUCAAUGUCAAACGGGAUACGUAGGCGCCCCACCAAGAAUACAGUGCAAAGCUCCUUGCGAAGACGUCAAAUGUGGAAUGCACGCUUAUUGCAAACCCAACGGUCAAGAAGCAUACUGUAUAUGUGAAGAGGGUUGGACAUACAAUCCAAAUGAUUUAUCUUUAGGAUGUGUUGAUAUCGAUGAAUGUGACAAAGCAAAUGGACCAUUUGGACGAUGUGGAGGAAAUACGAUAUGUACAAAUACACCUGGGAGUUUUGGGUGUCAAUGUAAACCUGGAUUUACUGGAAAUGCGUUCAAACAGUGCACUGAUAUAAACGAAUGUUCUGACACCAACAGUUGUGGAAAAGAUGCUUUAUGUAUUAAUUUACCUGGCUCAUUUGAUUGUAUAUGUCCCGGAGGUUCCAUACCCGAACCAGAUCCAUUUAUUAAAUGUACCAAAGCAAUUAACUGCACGGCUGAUACCGAAUGUCCUGGAAAUUCUGUUUGUAGUAAUCAAAGGCGUUGUUUCUGCCCCGAGCCAAACGUCGGUGAUGAUUGCAGACAUCCGUGUGAAGACGUACAAUGUGGUCCCAAUUCCGAGUGUAUGUUGCUCAACAAAGAUGCUCAGUGUCUAUGUUCGGCUGGAUAUACAGGAAAUUCAAAUACAGGAUGUACAGAUAUUGACGAAUGCAAGGGUAAUCCUUGUGGUCCUGGAGCAGUUUGUAACAACGAACCAGGAUCGUUUUCUUGUCAAUGUCCUGGUGGAAUAAGUGGAGACCCGUUCAGAGAAGGAUGUUCGCAAGCUAAAAGUCCUACACAAUGUAGUGCAAAGUCUCCAUGUCCAGGAUCUGAAAUAUGUGUUCAAGAUGAAUUUGUUGGCGAGAGUGUUUGUAUAUGUCAAAAAGGUUAUAUAAGAGACCAGAAAACUGGUAAAUGUAGAGAUGCCAACGAAUGUACGGAACUUAGAGAUAAACCUGCCUGCGGAGUUAAUGCCGUUUGUAAAAAUCUUCCUGGAAGUUAUGAAUGUCAGUGCCCUCCAGGCUUCAAUGGAAACCCUUUUUCUAAUUGUGAAGAAUGCAAUUCAUUAGAAUGUCAAUGUAGACCACCGUAUCAAAUAGUUAAUGGAGAAUGCACAUUGGCUGGUUGUAAUAAAGGAAAAUGUCCAGCUGGUGCCGAGUGCGUGUCUAUUUCUGGUGGAGUAAGCUAUUGUGCUUGCCCAAAAGGAUAUAGACCUAGAGAAGAUGGAUCAUGUUAUGAUGUAGACGAAUGUGAAGAAAAAAUACAUUCAUGUGGAUAUGGUGCUGAAUGUAUCAAUAAACCAGGCACACAUGAAUGUUUAUGUCCUGAUGGCUAUAGUGGAGAUCCACACCAUGGAUGUUCUCGUAAUCAAAAGAAAUGUAUAAAAGAUUCAGAUUGCUUGUUAAACGAGAAUUGUAUUCAACCUGGAGUUUGUGUUUGUCCCGUACCAUAUUAUACUGAUGUUCUUGACAAAAAUCUCUGCAAAAGUCCUUGUGAUCGAUUUCCAUGUGGCGUGAAUGCUCAAUGUACGCCAAGUGAUCCUCCAAAAUGUUUGUGUCUACCUGGAUACAAAGGAGAUCCUUUGCAAGGUUGUGAAGAUGUCGAUGAAUGUAAAAAUAACCCGUGUGCUUUAGGAUCACAAUGCAUAAAUGAAAAAGGCCAUUACAAAUGUAUUUGUCCGCUUGGUACAGAUGGUGAUCCUUACUCUGUUGGUUGUUUAGGAAAAGAAGCACCAGAGAUUGAGUGUUCUACGGACGAUGAAUGCGUUGCACAGUUAGCGUGUGUUAAAGGAACUUGUACAAACCCUUGUAAUCUUUUACCUUGUGGUCAAAAUGCUUACUGUGAAUCUGAAAAACAUGCUGCGUGGUGUAGAUGUAGUGUUGGUUAUGUAGAGUCUAUAUUUGGUGAAUGUGUAUCACCGUGUGAUGGAUAUAUUUGUGGUAACGGUGCACAGUGUAUAGUAUCACCACAAGGACCUACGUGCAAAUGUUUAGAAGGUUCUAUUGGAAAUCCAUUUGCUGGAGGCUCUUGUGAACCUGAUACAUGCUCUAGCACCAGCCCAUGUGUUCCGCCUAAUAUUUGUGUUGCUGGACGAUGCAAAGAGAAAUGUCAAGAUCAUUUUUGUGGUAUUGGAGCUAGUUGUAAUCAUGAAACUAACGAUUGUGUUUGUAAUCCGUUGUUCAUCGGAGAUCCAAAUUACUUGUGCAUGCCUCCAAUUACAAUGCCUUCUUGUUAUCCUGGAUGUGGAAUUAAUGCACAUUGUGAAUAUGAUGUGUUUAAUGAGAAUAAAUGUGUUUGCAAUUCUGGAUUCAUAGGAAAUCCAUAUGAAGAAUGUGAUUCUCAAUCUAAAAAAUCUUGUUCAAAUAUGACGUGUGGAACUGGAGCAUUGUGUAAAGAAAAAUUAAAUUCUGUUGAAUGUCAUUGCCCAUCAGGAUUUAAAGGAAAUCCUUACGUUCAAUGUAUUGAUAUUGAUGAAUGUUUGAUUUCGGCUUGUGGUAACAAUGCAGUUUGUAUCAACACGAUUGGAAGUUAUGAUUGCAGAUGUAUUGAAGGUUACGUGGGAAAUCCGUUUUUAGAAUGUUCAGCUAAAAUGCCACAAAGCUGUCGUGACCCAUUGACUUGUCAAUGUUCAAAAAAUGUCCCAUGUCCAAUAGGAUUUACAUGUAAUCGUGGAAAAUGUGAAAACCAAUGUGAUAAUAUCAAGUGUGGUGUUAGAGCUGGAUGUGUAUUUGGUAAAUGUGUAUGUCCACCAGGAUUGAUUGGCGAUCCUUACAAUUUUAAAACAGGAUGUAAACCACAAGGCCAAUGUACAAACGAUGGUGAUUGCAAAGAUACAGAAAUAUGUUUCCAUAUCAAUAAAGAAGCAAGAAAAUGUGUUGAUGGUUGUAGUAAAUUACAAUGUGGACCCAAUGCCGUUUGUGUUACUGAAGGUCAUCGUUCGUCGUGUAUUUGUACCGAAGGAUAUGUUGGAAAUCCUGGAGACUUGUACUUAGGUUGUAAAGUCGAAAGGGUAGCACCUAAAGGAGAAUGUAGAACAGACAAAGACUGCAACUCAAAAAGUAAAGUAUGUUCCAUAAUAUCAGAUGGAACAUCUUCUUGUGUUAGUGCAUGUACUCGAGUAGCAUGUGGACCAGAUGAAAUUUGUUUAUUGGAAAAAAAUGACACACCCGUUUGUUCAUGUCGUCCAGAGUUUGUAUGGAAUCCAGUUAUAUCUAAGUGUGAAAAGCCUUCGUUGCCUGACUGCUCAGUCGAUGCUGAUUGUAAAGAUAAUGAAUCAUGUAAACCAGAUGCGCUGGGAGUACUAAAAUGCAUUUCAGUCUGUAUCGAAUUAACGUGUCCAUUUAAUUCAAUAUGUGUAGCUAGUAAUCACGAAGGUAGCUGUCAAUGUUUACCAGGAUAUGUAGGAAACACAAAUGAUCGGAAUGGUUGUCAUCCUACGAAAAAAAGUAGUUGCCAACGAGACGUUGAAUGUUUACCGACUGAAGCUUGCCUAGAAGACCCGGCUAACAAAUUAAAAUCAUGCAAACCAGUGUGUGAUCAUACCAUAUGUGGCUUAAAUUCUAUUUGUGUUGCAAAUAAUCACGUGGCUCAAUGCCAAUGUCCUCCUGGUACAUUUACUGGUGAUCCGUAUGAUUUAAAUGGUUGUCGAGAAGUAUCAUGUGUAUAUAACGACGAUUGUCCACAAACACAAAUUUGCAAUAGACAGUCACAUUCGUGCGUGAAUGUAUGUGACAAAGAUACUUGCGGAACUAAUUCGGUGUGUCUUGCUGAUGGGCAUACGUCUGUAUGCCAGUGUCCACCUGGUUUUAAACCUGAUCCUGUCCCUGAAAUAUCUUGCGAAGCCAUAGAAGUGUGCGACGAGUCUUCGUGUCAUUUCACUGCUAUAUGUGAAUCUAAUCCUAAUUCAGGAUACAUCUGUAAAUGCCCGCCUGGUCAUAUUGGAGAUGCUUAUACGGAAGGAUGUAGACAAGAAGGAUUAUGUCCAAACGGAAAUAUUGAUUGUCCAUUGUUAAGUGUCUGCCAAUCAGGAAGAUGUAUAAAUCCGUGUGAAAAAUCUUGUGGUAUAAAUACAAUAUGCAAUAUUAUUGAGAGAAAACCUAUCUGUUCGUGUCCCGAUAAUUUUGAACCUAUUCAUGGCGAACCAAAAAUUGGAUGUGUCAGAUCAGUAACUAAGUGUUUUAAUGAUUUAGAAUGCAAAGGUGGUGUUUGUUCAAACGGAGAGUGUAAAGUGGUUUGUCGGAAUGUCGAUGACUGCUCUUCUGGUGAAAGAUGUGUACAAAACAAAUGCGAAAUACCGUGUGCUGGACAUUCUCAAUGUAUGUCGGCACAAGCAUGCAUAAAUGGAGUGUGUUCACUGGGAUGUCGAAGUAAUAAGGAUUGUUUAAGCAAUGAGUCCUGCAUAAACGCCAAAUGCCAAAAUCCAUGUAAACGUGAUAAUGUGUGCGGAAUAAAUUCAAAAUGCAGUACUGUUGAUCAUAAUGUUAUUUGCACCUGUAACAAAGGAUUUCAACCAAAUCCCGUUCCAGAAGAGUCUUGUGUACGAUCAAACAGUAUAUGUCAUGAUAAUUUCCAAUGUGGAUUAGGUCAAGAGUGCAUUGGAAACAUUUGUAAAGUUGUAUGCUUGAGUGGAAUGGAUUGUGCCGAAGGAGAACGGUGCUCAAGUAACAAGUGUGAAAAAGUUUGCUUUACUGCGAGUAAUUGUUUAACUGGAGAAGUUUGUGUGGAAGGAAUUUGCCGACAAGGGUGUUCUUUAGAUUCAGAUUGCGAUAUCAGUCAAAUCUGUAUAGGCAACAAGUGCAGAUGUGGUAGUGGUUAUGAAAGUUCACCCACUGGUUGCAAAGAUAUCGAUGAAUGUACACAAAAUCCAUGUCAUCCAAGUGCUAAAUGCUUGAAUACACCAGGAUCUUUUCAAUGUUCGUGUUCGAACGGUAAAGUAGGAGAUCCUUACACUGAACCUGGUUGCAAUAAACCGAACGAGUGUAAAAAACAUGAAAAUUGUGCUUCAAAUUUGGCUUGUGUAAAAGGCAGAUGCACAGAACUGUGUAAUGAUGCAUGUGGAAAUAAUGCAUUAUGUCAAAUGAUUGAGCAUGCGCCAGCAUGUACUUGUCCAUCAGGAUAUUUAGGAGAUGCUUUUGAUAAAAAUGUUGGAUGUUUCAAAGUCGAGUGUCUGGUAAAUGAAGAUUGUCCAAAUGACAAAAUUUGUCAAACUAAUAACAACAAAUGUACAAGUCCGUGUGAUUUGAUAAAUUGUGGUCAUGGAAAUUGUAAGGCGUACAAACAUAAAGGCAUAUGUACUUGUAACAAUGGAUAUGAACUGAAAAAUGAUAAGUGUCAAGAUGUCGACGAAUGUAAGCAAAGUCCGUGUCAUAAAACAGCAAGAUGUGAAAAUACACCUGGAUCAUUUACGUGUAUUUGUCCUGAUGGACUGUUGGGCAAUCCAAAUGCUGAAGGCUGCCAUUAUCCAAACAGUUGUUCUACUAACAACGACUGUCCAGAAAGUGCGAUUUGUCAUCAGAACCAAUGCAAAAAUCCAUGUGCAGAUAACAAAGUAUGUGGUCGCAAUGCAGUUUGUUCAGUUCAACGUCAUGAAAUUCAAUGCCAAUGUCCUUCAAAAACUCAGGGUGAUCCCAGGGUGGAAUGUAUGAAAGUUGAAUGUUCAAACAACAAUGAUUGUACUUCAGGAAAAGCUUGCGUAAACUCAAAAUGUGUUAAUCCGUGUUCUGUACCAAAAGUCUGUGGAGAGAAUACUGACUGUAGUAUACAAAAUGAUGCCGCUAUGUGUAACUGUAAGGCAGGGUAUACAGGUGAUCCUCAUUUAGGCUGUACGCCAAUAUUAUACUGUGCGUCUAAUAGCCAAUGCCCCACUUCAACUAAAUGCAACAAUGGGAUAUGUACAGUGGAAUGUAACUUGGCAAGGGAUUGUGUUGGAAAUGAACUGUGUAUUGGAAAUAUAUGUCAACCAACUUGUCACGGUAAUUCUAGCUGUCCAGAAUUUCAAUAUUGCCAAAACAAUAUAUGUGUUCAAGAGUUGCGAUGCUUUACAAAUGACAAUUGUGAAAGUACACAAAUUUGUAAGACAAAUACAAUUGGCCAGACUCAGUGUACUGACGUAUGUGAAGAAGUUAUUUGUGGAAGGCAUGCUGAAUGCUCAGCAGUUGACCAUCAACCAGUUUGCAAUUGUGAACCUGGAUACCACGGAAAUCCACAUAUUGGUUGCCACAAAAUUGAAUGCUACGAAAACGAAGAUUGUACAAAUGAUAAAAUAUGUGAAGAUCACAUUUGUAAAAUAUCAUGUCUAGCAAACAACCCGUGUGGAUCAAAUGCCUUAUGUUCCGCAGAAAAUCACCAACAAGUUUGUUAUUGUCAACCAGGAUAUACAGGAGAUCCGUAUUUCGGUUGUGAUGUAUUAGAUCUAUGUGAAGCAGCACCUUGUGGACCAGGAGCUAGGUGUGAUAACUCGAGAGGUUCCUAUAAGUGUCUCUGUCCACUUGGAACUGUAGGAGAUCCAUACAAAGAUGGUUGUCAUUCACCAGUUGAAUGUCAAAUCGAUGAAGACUGUCCCCCAGCAGCACACUGCGUUCAAACUAAUGGUAUUCCAAAAUGUCAAGACAAUUGUGAGAAAGUUAAAUGUGGUCCAAAUGCUGAAUGUGGGACAUCGGCACAUUAUGGUUCCUGCAUAUGUCACCCAGGAUAUCAAGGAGAUCCAAAUGAUUUAAAUGUUGGAUGUAGACCUAGGGCUGUAGCGUGUACUUCUAAUCAGCAAUGCCCAAGUAAUACAUAUUGUUACGAUGGAGCUUGUAAAUCAUCUUGUCAAUCAGAUGCAGAAUGUGGUCUUUCUGAGCAAUGUUUACAAGGCCAGUGUAAUAAUCCAUGUGAACGACAAGGUUCGUGUGGAUUAAAUGCCGAUUGUAAAGUUAUUAACCACGUUAAACACUGUUCAUGUCCCGCUGGAUUUACAGGUGGCAGUGAAAUUGAAUGUGUUCGAAUUCCUGUCGCUUGUGAGAUAAAUGAAAAUUGUUAUCCAAAUAGUACAUGUCAUCAAUCUGUUUGUCAACCUGAUUGCCAAGCUGACAGCCAUUGUGCACUAAAUGAAAAAUGUUUUAAAAACCAUUGUGCAUUGACUUGCAGAGUAGAUAAUGACUGCUUUUUAGGACAUAUAUGUCUGAACAAUAUGUGUUUAUUUGGAUGUAAGUCGAACGAAGAUUGUGCUUCCGUGGAGUAUUGCAGAGAUAAUGUUUGCACAAAUCCUUGUGUGUCGAUGCCCUGUGGACCCAAUGCCAUCUGUACGGUUGCUAAUCAAAGGGCCAUGUGUUCUUGUCGAGUUGGAUUUGUUCCUAAUCCCACAGCUAAAGUAGCGUGUAUUAGAACACCGGCUGAACCAUGUAACGAAAACCAAGAAUGCCCGGCAAAUUACUCGUGCAAAGAUAAUUCCUGUCAACCCAUAUGUUCUUCUGACGCUAGUUGUCAUGGAAAUGAGAAAUGUGACAUGUCGGUAUCCAUAUGUAAGCCAUUGUGUCGCAAAGACGACGAUUGUCGAAGUGGAGAAAUUUGUAACGGAUUAGUGUGUAACGUUGGCUGUAGAAGUGACACAGAGUGCCCACAUGAUAGAUCUUGCAUUAACAACAAGUGCAGAGAUAUGUGUGAAUCUCCAACUGCGUGUGGUGUAAAUGCAUUAUGUUCAGUUUCAAAUCACCAAAAACAAUGUAGUUGUCCUUUACUACUCGAAGGUGAUCCUCUGUUUGCUUGUAGAUAUCCAGUGAUAAACUGCAAAGGAAACAGUGAUUGUAGUUCGGGCCAAACUUGCUAUACAUCUACUUGUCAAGCAGUAUGCCAAACGGACUCGGGGUGCUUAUCUGAUGAACGGUGUCAUAACGGAAUUUGCAAAGCAGUGUGUAAUUCAGACUCUAAAUGUAGUCCUAAUCAGAUUUGUGAAAACCGUUUGUGUGUUGGAGGUUGUCACAGUGAUGCUUCAUGUCCCGAUAAUGAAGCGUGUAUCGACAAACAAUGCAGAGACCCUUGUGACAGCGCUACUACUUGUGGCCCAUGUGCCGAAUGUAAAGUCAUUAAUCACGGAGUGCAAUGUAGUUGUAUGGCUGGAUUUAAUGGAAACCCAUUAAUCGGAUGCGUAAAGUCUACUUUAAAAUGCGAUGGAACGUGUCCCUGUGAUUUAGAAACCGGAUAUUGCAUAAAACGCUGUACAGCUAAUAAGGACUGUUCAUGUGGAGAAAUAUGUCACAAAGAUAUGUGUACAACGAAAUGUAGUUCCAGCACGAGUUGUCCAACAGGUCAUAUAUGUUCUGAUGGACUAUGUGUUGUCGGAUGUCGUACUAAUGCAGAUUGUGCCAAUGACCGAUCUUGUCAAAAUGGUAAAUGCAAAAAUCCUUGUGACGUCGUGUCCCCAGGGAUACCGUGUGGAAAAAAUUCCGAAUGUCACAUCAAUGACCAUAAAGCCAUUUGUAUGUGUCCCGACGGGUUCCAGGGAGAACCCAAUAUUGAAUGUGUUAGAUAUACUUGUGAAAAAGAUGACGAUUGUGAGACAAACAAAAAAUGUGGUUCCGACAAAGUAUGCAGAAAUCCGUGUUUGGAACAAGGUGCUUGUGGAUCAAAUGCUCAAUGUAGAGUUACGAAUAGAAUGGCUUAUUGUACAUGUCCACUUGGAUAUUAUGGAAAUGCUCAACUCGAAUGCAAGCCAGGAACGGCGGAUAAGUGCGCGUCGAACCCGUGCGGACAGAACAGCCGGUGCAAAGACAUUGCCGGCGGUUACGAGUGUCUUUGUCCUCCGGGAUGCACAGGUGACCCGAGCGUACGAUGCGUGUGCGAUCAAGCCCAACAACGGUCGGACCCGUGCAAGAAUGUCAUUUGCGGAAAACACGCGCUCUGCCAACCGGUGAACGAUCAGGACGCCAAGUGCUACUGCCCGACCGAAUAUCCCGCAGGAAAUCCAUACGUGCAAUGCGAAAUGAAAAAAUUACCCUCGGACUGUCGGACGAACGGUUGCGGUAAGGGCGCUGUCUGUCAGCCGACGGACGGUGCGGGAUCGACGGUGUACAAUUGCCAGUGUCCACCCGGCACGACUGGUUCUCCGCUAAAAGAGUGCUCCCAAGCGGUCGAAUGCGCCGACGACGGUCAGUGUGCAAACGAAAAGACGUGCAUCGACGGACGUUGCGUUGACGCGUGUAGCGUGAGAGACACCUGCGGCUUGAACGCUCUAUGCCGGCCGGUGUUGCACAGGGCCCAGUGCGUGCCCGACUGUUACGCGGGACCCGGCGGUUGGUGCGCGCGGCCCGGUGGCAGCUGCGUGCAGCGCGCCGGCGGGCCGGCCGCCGCGUCCCGGUGCGCCGCGACGCGGACUGCGGCGUCGCGGGCCUGCAGCCCGGCGGACGGCGCGUGCCGACCCGUGCGACGGCUGGCGUGCGACCCGCCCCGGGCCUGCGUGGUCCGCGACCACCGGGCCCGGUGCGCGUGCAAGCACGGUUUCGCGGUCAGCGAGCUGGGCGAGUUGUCGUGCGCGCCCGCCGAGCGCGAGUGGGCCGACGCGGAUUGCGCGCCGCACCUCCGGUGCACCGGACAGGCCGGUGCGAGCCCGUGCGACGGCGGCGGCCCGUGCCCGGCCGACAAGCGGUGUCUGGUGCUCGACCACCGGGCCGCGUGCGCCGACAACUGCGCGCCAACCGCGUCCAUGUGCCUCCGGACGCCGGGGCCCGAGCACGAGGCGUGCGUCAACUUCGCGUGCGUCGACCGUGCGCGAACGCUCGUGUCUGGACGCCCGUGCGGCGUGGACGGGCACCGGCCGUGCUGGUUCUGUCCGGCCGGUUACAGUGCCGAUCGAAGUCGGGAUCUGAAAGUGGUCGGAUGCUCCGGGCACUAUGAAUGUCCGUCCGGACAAGCGUGCAUUGCGAAUCAAUGCCAAAACCCGUGUCAACACAACAAUCCAUGUAAUUCACAACAAGACUGUCAAGUACAAGACCAUCAACCAGUUUGCUUGAAAUUAUGCCAGUGCCAAAAGAACGAUCACUGCCAAAACGGUUACGUGUGCGACGGAUGCAACUGUAUAUUAUCGAGUCAAGAUCCUAUUGCGAUCCCGGGAUGUGAGCAUUGCCCGACCGGUGUACCAUGUGAUACGAUAACUGGAGCUUGUGCUAAAGCACCAGGUACCGCGAAAAAGCCGCAAGUAUGCGAAUCCGACACGGAAUGUCUGGACUCGGAAGCUUGCUACAUGGGACAAUGUGAGAAUCUGUGUAGCUUCGCGACGGUAUGCGCGACAAACGCCAAAUGCCACGUGAUAAAACACAGGCCCGUGUGUUCGUGUCCCCCAGGAUACGAAGGAAACCCGGCUACAAAGUGUUAUCGGCCAAAACUAUUAACCUGCAAUACGAACAACGAUUGUACGAACGGCGAAGUUUGCAUCCAGCAAAUUUGCCAAAACCAAUGCACCGUUCACAACCCGUGCGCUCAAAAUGCAGCGUGUAUUAACACCGCUCAUGGGGUCGAUUGCAGCUGCGUAGAAGGAUUUCAAGGCAACGGAUUUGUAGGAUGUCUACCAGUUCGAUCGUACAAACCCAUUUGUCAAUACAACGAAGACUGUCCGCCAGAUAAAUUAUGUGAUCGAUUAAAUCGCGUCUGCAUAAAUCCUUGUGCGGAAGACUCUUGCGGUGAAAAUGCCGAGUGUUAUCCUGUAAACCACGGUACAGAAUGCAGAUGUUUACAAGGCCAUCAAGGAAAUCCAUACAUAUCUUGUGCAUCAGUCACCGGAUGUCGGUCGAACAAAGAAUGUUCAACUAAUGAAGCGUGCAUAAAUGGAAAAUGCUCUAAUCCAUGUCGAUGUGGUCCAAAUGCCGUAUGCGAUGUUGUGAACCAUAAAGCAACAUGCAAAUGUCUUGCCGGCUACAACGGAAAUCCAUUAUUAGGAUGUCAAGCACCUCAAAAUCCCUGCGAUCCAAAUCCUUGUGGAAUGCACGCCCUUUGCGAAAUCGACAAUGGAAAUCCAAUUUGCUACUGUCCGAAAGGAAUGACAGGAAAUCCAUUUAAAAGUUGCAUUCCUGAAGGUGACGAAUGCUCACCAAAUCCGUGUGGCCCCUAUUCUGGAUGUAGAGUAGUGCAAGGUUCUGCAGUUUGUUUCUGCUUAUCUGAGUAUGAAGGAGAUCCUCCUAUUACACCUUGCCGUUUACCAACCAAUCCUUGUACACCAUCUCCAUGCGGACCUAACACUCAGUGCACAUUGUUGGAUAAUGGAUUUGCCAAAUGCACAUGUUUACCAGGCUAUAUCGAAAGUCCAAACACAAUACGCGGAUGUGUAGAGAAAAAGAAUCCAUGUGAACCAAAUCCUUGUGGACAAAGCGCAGUAUGUGAUCCAAACAGGCAACCAUCAUGCUUUUGCCCGGAGCCAUUAAUUGGAAAUCCAUACAAGUUUUGUGGUGAACCAUUGAAAACAUUAUGUCAACCGGGACCUUGUGGAAUAAAUGCAGAUUGUUAUGUUACUGGAAGCAAUGAACAGUGUUACUGUAAAAAUGGCUAUUCCGGAAACCCUUACGAUGGCUGUGUUUUAAUUCCAACAAGUCCUUGUGAACCAAACCCAUGUGGAAAAUAUGCAUAUUGCAAAAUUUCACCUGAAGGAAAACCAUUAUGUUCCUGUCCGGAUGGUAUGGGUGGAAACCCAUUAACAGGAUGUAAAGGCCCAGAAUGUUCAACUAACGAUGAAUGCCCAUGGGAUAAAUCAUGCUUAGGUUAUAAAUGCAAUGAUCCAUGUCCAGGAGCGUGUGGAGUAGGAGCUUCAUGCAAAGUUGAAAACCAUCGCCCUGUAUGUACAUGUAAUCGCGGACUAACUGGAAAUCCAUUAUUCCGUUGUUAUCAAAUAAGUUCAGAUCCAGCUCCAACUGGAAAUCCGUGUUUACCCAACCCUUGUGGAAUUAAUACAGAAUGUAAAAUUCAAAAUCGUAAACCUGUUUGUACUUGUUUACCCAAUUUUGUUGGAGAUCCUAAGACUGGAUGUCAGCCAGAGUGUGUUUUAAAUACUGACUGUAAGAAUCAUCAAGCUUGUAUUGAUUACCGUUGUCGAGAUCCAUGUGCAUUUGGAAAUAUUUGUGGUCUUGGCGCCGUAUGUCAAUGCAAAGAUCAUACACCACUAUGUUCUUGUAGAGAAGGUUUUGUCGGAGAUCCAUUCCUACAAUGUUUACCAAAACCUGACGACGAGCCAUUUAAAAAUAUGACUCUUCCUUGUGCACCUUCACCAUGUGAUCCAUAUGCUUCUUGCAAUGUCUAUGGUGGUCAAAUAGCUAUGUGUGAUCCCUGCUCUUCAGCCGAACAACAAUGGAAUCCACAAUGUCAUCCUCAGUGUUUAUACAACUCUGAUUGUCCAUUUAAUUUAGCUUGUGUGGGACAGAAAUGUAUUGAUCCUUGUCCAGGGUCAUGUGGUAUUCAAGCUGAAUGUACUGUUGUGUAUCAUAAUCCAAUUUGUUCAUGUCAAUCGGGGCUAGUAGGAAAUCCGUACGAACAUUGUACUACUCCAAAACAAAACGAUGUAGCCAAGCCUCUUACAUGUGAUCAAGUGCAAUGUGGAGCAAAUGCUGUUUGCAAAAAAUCAAAUGGAAUGACUAUUUGUGUUUGCCGUCAACAGUAUUACGGAAACCCAUACUUAUCAUGCAGGCCCGAAUGUGUUAUAAAUACAGAUUGUGGUCAAACAUUAGCUUGUAUUAAUAACAAAUGCGUUAAUCCUUGUUUGGGAGUAUGUGGUGUUAAUGCUCAAUGCCAAGUAGUUAAUCAUUUUCCAGUAUGUUUUUGCCAACAAGAUUAUUCAGGAGAUCCUUUCGUUAGCUGUUAUCAAGCUGCUAGACCAAAUUAUCCACCAAUAAUGGGCCCUGCAGAUAAUGCUUGUGACCCAUCUCCGUGUGGUUCCAAUAGCCGCUGUCAUAUUUCGGAACAAGGAUUUGCAACAUGUUCAUGCUUACCAGGAUAUCGUGGUUCUCCACCAGUAUGCAAACCGGAAUGUGUUGUAAGCGCGGAAUGUCCUCAAACUCAAGCUUGCUUAAAUCAAAAAUGUGUUGACCCAUGUCCUGGUACAUGUGGUGUUGGAGCUAAUUGUUAUUCUAUUUGCCAUAAUCCGAUCUGUAGUUGUCCACCAGGACAUGUCGGUGAUCCAUUCGUAAGCUGUCAUUUACCUCUUGGUGAAGAAACUCCUAAAAUACCUGGAAAUCCUUGCGAACCUACACCAUGUGGUCCAAAUUCAAUUUGUGAAAUUAAAAAGGGACAUCCAGUUUGUUCAUGUUCUCCAAAUUAUAUUGGAAGUCCGCCAUAUUGUCGGCCAGAAUGUAUAAUGAAUCACGAAUGUCCACACAACAAAGCAUGCAUUCAAGAAAAAUGUCAAAACCCGUGCACAAAAUCAUGUGGUUUGAAUGCUAAAUGUGAUGUUGUAAAUCAUACACCAUUCUGUACUUGUGAAUCAGGUUAUGAAGGAGAUGCAUUUAUUAGCUGCACUAAAAUUCCACCAACUGUGUUACCUGAAAUUCCAAGAGAUCCUUGUAAUCCUUCGCCAUGCGGUGAAAAUACUCAAUGUUUUAGUGAACACAAUGGAGUUUCAAAAUGUGUGUGCAUACCACCUUAUAUCGGUAACCCUUACUCUGGAGGUUGUAGGCCAGAAUGUUUGAUGAACAGUGAUUGUAUGUCAAACUUGGCAUGUUUGGCUAGCCAUUGUCGAGAUCCAUGCCCAGGUGUAUGCGGUAUUAACGCUCAAUGUAAUGUUGUUAGUCAUGUACCAGUUUGUACUUGUUUACCUGGAUAUGUCGGAGAUCCAUUCCAAUCUUGUAGAAGAGAACCAAUUACACCGCCUACUCCUCAAAACCCGUGUGAACCUUCACCUUGUGGUCCAAAUAGUCAAUGUCGUACUCAAGGUUAUAAUGCAGUUUGCUCAUGUAUACAAGGUUUUAUUGGAACCCCUCCCUCUUGUCGUCCAGAAUGCGUUGUAAGUGCUGAAUGUCCAAUAGACAAGGCAUGUAUAGCACAAAAGUGUUCAGAUCCUUGCCCUGGAACAUGUGGAUUACACGCUCGGUGUAAUGUCAUUAAUCACAAUCCUAUUUGCACUUGUCCACCGAAAUUCGUUGGUGAUCCAUUUGUGAGGUGUAUUCAAGAGGAACCUAAAACUCCUCCGAUCGUCUACCAAGAUCCUUGUUUCCCAUCACCAUGUGGUGCUAAUUCUGAGUGUAGAGAACAUGAUAGUAGACCAGUUUGUUCAUGUUUACCGGGCAUGCUUGGAGCUCCUCCUAACUGUCGACCAGAAUGCUUAAUUCAUGCUGACUGCCCUACUAGAUUAGCAUGUCUACAGAGUAAAUGCCGAGAUCCUUGUACUGGAUCUUGUGGAUUUAAUUCUAGAUGUACUGUAAUCAAUCAUCAACCGGUGUGUUCAUGUGAGCCGGGCUACCAAGGUGAUCCAUUUAAUGGGUGCAAUGCUGUCGCAGCUAUCGAUUAUACGCCUGUUACUCCUUGCAACCCUUCACCAUGUGGAGCAAACGCUGUAUGUAAAGAAUCAAAUGGUGCUGGUUCUUGUUCAUGUAUCCCAGAAUAUUUUGGCGAUCCGUACUCCGGAUGUCGUCCAGAAUGUGUAAACAAUCUCGAUUGUGCGUGGAAUAAAGCAUGCAUCAAUUACAAAUGUAUAGAUCCUUGUAUUGGUGCUUGUGGUUUAUAUGCUGAGUGUAAGGUCAGCAACCAUGCUCCAACUUGCUAUUGUUUGCCAGGGUACACUGGAAGUGCUUUAUUAUCAUGUCACAAAAUUGAGUUUGAUCCAACAUGUGAAGUUGACUUGGUUAUUACAAAAAACCCUUGCAUGAAAUCACCUUGUGGGCAAUAUAGUCAAUGCCGAGCUGUAAAUGGCCAUGCAGUAUGCUCUUGUUUACCUGGUUACUUUGGAAAUCCUCCAAAUUGUCAUCCAGAAUGUAUAACUAGUUCAGAUUGUCCACAAGACAAAUCGUGUGUAAACCAAAUCUGUUCAGACCCAUGUCCAGGCACAUGUGGUUACAACGCACAAUGCCGAGUUGUAAAUCAUAGUCCAAUAUGUAGUUGCUACUCGGGUUAUUACGGUGAUCCAUUUGUUCGUUGUGCUAUUAUUGAAAAGCCUUUGCCACCAGAACAGGAUAGACUACCACAGAACCCUUGUGUUCCAUCACCGUGCGGUCCAAAUUCUAUAUGUCUUCCUAAAGAUUCUACUCCUACUUGUUCUUGUUUACCAAACUAUAUUGGCCGACCUCCUUGCUGCAGACCAGAAUGCACAAUAAAUGCCGAAUGCUUUGGCAAUUUGGCUUGUGUAAAUGAAAGGUGUAUAGAUCCUUGUCCCGGUUCUUGUGGCAUUAACGCCUUUUGUAAAGUGAUUUCCCACAAUCCUGUAUGUAAAUGCAAUGAUGGGUAUACUGGUGAUCCAUUUAUAGCCUGUCGACCAACACCAAUAUCACUUCCACCACCAGCAGAUGUGCCAAGUGAUCCAUGUAACCCAUCACCGUGUGGUGCAAAUGCUAUUUGCAAGGAAAGAAAUAAUGCUGGAUCUUGUACAUGUAUCCCUGAAUAUACAGGAGAUCCUUAUACGGGAUGUAGACCAGAGUGUGUGCUAAAUAGUGAAUGUCCUAGAGACAGAGCUUGCAUAAACAAUAAGUGUCGUGACCCGUGUCCAGGAAUGUGUGGUUUAUAUGCUGAAUGCAGAGUUAUCAACCAUUCUCCUUCAUGUGCUUGUCUUCCAGGAUAUACUGGCAAUCCAUUGUCUGCUUGUCAACUUCUCCCAGUUGCCAGCCCAGAUCUACCACCUAAAAACCCUUGCAUACCUUCACCUUGUGGCCCGUACAGUCAAUGCAGGACAAUAAAUGACCAUGCUGUUUGUUCAUGUCAAACAAAUUAUAUCGGUACACCCCCAGCUUGUCACCCAGAAUGUAUGGUUAGCUCUGAAUGCGCUCAAGAUAAGGCAUGUGUCAAUCAAAAAUGUGUGGACCCGUGUCCUGGAACCUGUGGCCUUAAUGCAAGGUGCCAAGUUGUCAACCACAAUCCAAUAUGUAGCUGUUCAGCUGGAUAUACUGGUGAUCCAUUUGUCCGAUGUUUACAAGAAAAACCGACAUAUUAUGAUGAACCAUCAAUUCCCACUAAUCCGUGCGUUCCAUCUCCUUGUGGACCUAAUUCUUUAUGCCGUGAUCACAGUGGAACUCCUGCUUGUUCGUGCUUGCAUAAUUAUAUUGGUCGACCACCAAAUUGUCGCCCAGAAUGUACAAUUAAUGCUGAAUGUCCUGGAAACCUCGCUUGUGUAAACGAAAAAUGUCGAGAUCCGUGCCCUGGCUCGUGUGGAAUAUAUGCGACAUGUAAUACAGUCAAGCAUGUACCUCAGUGUGUUUGCCAAAAUGGAUACACUGGAGAUCCAUUUAGUGGAUGCUCACUCAUACAACAAAUUCCAACUGAAGGGCCAAAGAUGCCAUGCAACCCAUCACCAUGUGGAGCAAAUGCAAUAUGUAAAGAACGAAAUGGUGCUGGCUCUUGUUCUUGUUUACCGGAAUAUUUCGGAGAUCCAUACACUGGAUGUAGGCCUGAAUGUGUGACAAAUUCUGAUUGUGAUCGUAGUAAAUCAUGUAUGAAUAAUAAAUGUCGCGACCCAUGUCCAGGAGUUUGUGGUUUAAAUGCAGAAUGCAGGGUUAUUAACCACUCUCCGUCUUGUUAUUGCCCAGUUGGUUAUACUGGAGAUCCAACAUUAUCUUGCUACAUUCAACCAUUACUUGACCCAGAACCACCUUCAAAUCCAUGUGUUCCUUCACCGUGUGGUCCUUACAGUCAAUGUAGACCUGUCAAUAAUCAUGCUGUAUGUUCAUGUCAAACAGAUUACAUAGGAACACCGCCAGCUUGUCGGCCUGAGUGUAUGGUUAGCUCAGAAUGUCCCCAGGACAAAGCAUGUGUUAGAAAGAAAUGUAUAGACCCAUGCCCUGGUACAUGUGGAUCAAAUGGAAGAUGUCAAGUAGUCAAUCAUAGUCCAAUUUGCAGUUGUCCCCCCGGUUAUAAUGGGGAUCCAUUUGUACGGUGUUUCAAAGAACAACCUCCACCAGCUGAUGUACCAACCAAUCCAUGUGUGCCAUCACCAUGUGGACCAAAUUCAGUAUGUCGUGAAAUAGGUAACACCCCAGCAUGUUCUUGUUUGGACAGUUACAUUGGACGACCACCUAAUUGCCGACCAGAAUGUACCAUUAAUGCCGAAUGUCCAGGAAAUUUAGCAUGUUCAAAAGAAAGAUGUAAAGACCCAUGUCCUGGUUCAUGUGGAAUAUACGCCUCAUGUAUAACAAUAAACCAUAGUCCACAAUGUAAUUGUGAACCAGGUUAUACUGGAGAUCCAUUUGCUGGAUGUUCUCUAAUACCACAAGUUGUUCCAACUGAAGGACCAAAAAUGCCCUGUAAUCCAUCACCAUGCGGAGCAAACGCUAUUUGUAAAGAACGUAAUGGAGCAGGAUCUUGUAUGUGUUUACCAGAAUAUUUUGGUGAUCCUUACACAGGAUGUAGACCAGAAUGUGUGACUAACUCAGAUUGUGAUAGAAGUAAAGCAUGUGUAAAUAAUAAAUGCCGUGAUCCUUGUCCUGGUACUUGUGGUCUCAACGCAGAAUGUAGUGUCAUAAAUCACGCACCGUCAUGUACCUGUUUCCCAGGUUAUACUGGCAAUCCAAUCACUGCAUGUCAUAUGCCACCACCAAUGGAUGAAAUACCUAAAAAUCCAUGUGAACCAUCACCAUGUGGACCUUAUAGCAUAUGUAGAACUGUGAAUGACCAUGCAGUGUGUUCUUGUCAAACUAACUAUGUUGGUACACCUCCAGGAUGUCGUCCAGAGUGUGUAGUUAGUUCAGAAUGUCCUCAAAACAGAGCUUGUAUUAAUCAAAAAUGUUCAGACCCUUGUAUUGGAAUAUGUGGUAUUGGGGCCAGAUGUCAAGUUAUAAACCAUAAUCCAAUUUGCAGUUGUCCAAAUGGUUUCAUUGGCGAUCCUUUUGUUCAAUGCAAAUCUGAACCACGACCAACUCAACCACCACCUAGUGGAAAUCCUUGUGUCCCAUCACCAUGUGGUCUGAAUUCAAUAUGUCGUGAAGUGGGAUCAACACCAGCAUGCUCUUGUCUGCCAAACUUUAUAGGAAGACCACCAAACUGUCGCCCCGAAUGUUCAAUUAAUGCAGAAUGUCCAGGAAAUCUUGCAUGCUUAAACGAACGUUGCAAAGACCCUUGUCCUGGUUCUUGCGGAGUGCACGCAACUUGUGUAACACGUAACCAUAGACCACAGUGUACUUGUGAAACUGGAUAUACAGGGGAUCCAUUUGCGGGAUGUUCUUUAGUUCAACAAAUUCCUCCCACUGAAGGACCAAGAGAUCCAUGUAAUCCAUCACCGUGUGGAGCUAAUGCAAUUUGUCGAGAAAAGAACGGUGCCGGUUCUUGUGUUUGUCUCCCUGAAUAUUUUGGUGAUCCAUACACAGGAUGUAGACCAGAAUGUGUUACAAAUGCUGAUUGUGAUCGCACAAAAGCAUGUGCAAAUAAUAAAUGUAAAGAUCCAUGCCCUGGAACAUGUGGCCUCAAUGCAGAAUGUAAAGUUCUAAACCAUGCACCUUCAUGUAGUUGUAUACCAGGAUAUACUGGUGAUCCAUUGAGCAUAUGCAAUGUUAUACCAAUAACUGAAGCUACGCCAAUAGAUCCUUGUGUUCCAUCUCCGUGUGGACCUAACAGUCAAUGCAGAGAAUUAAACGACCAUGCCGUUUGUUCUUGUUUAAGUUCUUAUAUCGGUACACCCCCAUCUUGUCGCCCUGAAUGCGUUGUCAGUUCAGAGUGUAGUCAAAACAAAGCUUGUGUAAAUCAAAAAUGUAGUGACCCCUGCAUUGGCACUUGUGGCCUGAAUACAAGGUGUCAAGUAGUAAAUCACAAUCCUAUUUGUAGCUGUUCCCCCGGAUAUACGGGCGAUCCUUUUGCUUCUUGCAAUAAAAUACAACCCACAACCACUCCUUCACCACCUACAGCCCCUUGCUCUCCAUCACCUUGCGGACCCCACUCUCAAUGUAGAGUGGUGAGCAAUACAGCUGCUUGCUCUUGUUUGCAAAACUACAUUGGUCGGCCACCCAACUGUAGGCCUGAGUGUGUUAUUAGCGCGGAAUGUUCAAGUAACUUGGCAUGUAUCAAUGAAAAAUGCUCUGAUCCAUGCCCAGGAUCAUGUGGACAAUAUGCUCAUUGUAGAGUGAUCAAUCACCACCCUGUUUGUACUUGUUUACCAGGGUACACUGGCGAUGCACUUACAUAUUGCCAAUUGUUACCUACCUCUACUGAAAGAUCGCCGGAAGCUGUUGAUCCUUGUUAUCCGUCCCCGUGUGGCCCGAAUUCAGAUUGUGUCAACCGAAAUGGAGUAGCUGCUUGUACAUGCUCUACAGGAUUUUUCGGUGAUCCUUAUACAGGAUGUCGAAGAGAAUGUGAAAAUAAUGACGAUUGCAAUUUAUCUUUGGCUUGCAUUGGCUAUAAAUGUAUAGAUCCUUGUCCAGGAACUUGUGGUUCUGAGGCAAUAUGUACAGUUGUAAAACACAUACCUAUUUGCUCUUGUCCACCAUCGUUUACUGGUGAUCCAUUUACCUCUUGUCGUCCAAUACCAGUUAUCCCAACACAAAGAGAACCUAUUGACCCAUGCCAUCCAUCACCAUGUGGACCUAAUAGUCAAUGUCGUAAAAUUAACGAUCAAGCUGUCUGCUCUUGUUUGCCAAAUUAUAUGGGCAGCCCACCCGAAUGUAGACCUGAAUGUGUUGUCAGUUCAGAAUGUCCCUUAGAUAAAGCUUGUACAAACCAAAAGUGUUUGGAUCCUUGUCCAAAUACUUGCGGUAUUCAAGCUUUAUGUACCGUGAGAAAUCAUAACCCAAUUUGUGCAUGUCCUGCCGGAUAUUCUGGAGAUCCGUUCUUGCAAUGUGCAUUAAUACCUACUACUCCAACACCUCCAGUAACUGAACGUCCAGCAUCGUGUUAUCCAACACCGUGUGGACCUAACUCACAAUGUCAAAUACAAAAUGGAAUACCAGUAUGCUCAUGUUUACCAGACUUCAUAGGUUCACCACCUUCAUGUAGACCUGAAUGUGUAAUAAGUGCUGAAUGCCCAAGUCAAUUGGCUUGUAUGAACCAAAAAUGUCGAGAUCCAUGUGUGGGUUCAUGUGGUCUAAAUGCGAAUUGCCAUGUACUAAAUCAUGUUCCUAUUUGUACAUGUAAUAACGGUCUAACUGGAGAUCCAUUUGCCUUAUGUACACAAAUACAAAUAACUACUGAGAGACCAUUAGCGUCUGAUCCUUGUAACCCAUCACCUUGUGGACCAAAUGCGGUCUGCAGAGGAAAUGGAAAUUGUGAGUGCUUGCCAGAAUAUACAGGAAACCCCUAUGAAAAUUGUCGUCCAGAAUGUGUGUUAAAUACAGAAUGCUCUAGAGACAAGGCAUGUAUGAGAAAUAAAUGUCGCGAUCCAUGUAUUGGAACUUGCGGACAAGGUGCAAAUUGUGAUGUUGUAAAUCACAUUCCGAUUUGUUCAUGUCCAACCAAAUAUUCAGGAGAUCCGUUCACAAUUUGUCGACCAGUUCCAGAGGAUGUCCCAGUAUCAAGUGACCCAUGUGUUCCAUCACCUUGUGGUCCUUAUAGCCAAUGUCGAAACUCAGAUAAUCAUGCAGUAUGUUCUUGUCUACCAAAUUAUAUUGGUGCACCACCGUCAUGUCGUCCAGAAUGUACUGUCAGCUCUGAAUGUAAUCCAGAUAAAGCAUGUGUAAACAUGAAAUGUAUCAACCCGUGUGUAGGAGCUUGUGGUUCUGGAGCUAGAUGUGAAGUAAUUAAUCAUAGUCCAAUCUGCAGUUGUAGAGAAGGACAAACUGGAGAUCCAUUCAGAAGCUGUUACACAAUACCAAAACCAAUACUUCCACCUCAAUAUGAUCCACCGAAACUCCCAUGUGUCCCUUCACCGUGUGGUCCAAAUUCUCAAUGUAUAGCUUCUGGAAAUAACCCAUCAUGUUCAUGUUUACCAUCUUACAUUGGUGCACCACCAAAUUGUCGCCCAGAAUGUAUAAUAAAUCCAGAUUGUCCAUCAACUCUUGCUUGUAUCAAUAACAAGUGUAGAGAUCCGUGUCCAGGAUCCUGUGGAAGUGAUGCUCAAUGCCAAGUCGUUAAUCAUGCAGUUUCCUGUUUAUGUCCUACUGGAUAUACAGGAAAUCCAUUUGUUCAAUGUAUUUACCAACAAGAAAAUUUAAAUCCAUGUGAACCAUCUCCAUGUGGAGCAAAUGCAAUUUGUAAACAACAUGAUGGUGCCGGAUCUUGUUCUUGUAUCAAUGAUUAUUAUGGAAAUCCAUAUGAAGGUUGCCGACCUGAAUGUGUUCACAGUUCAGACUGUCCUACAAAUAAAGCCUGUAUUGGAAAUAAAUGUGUUGAUCCUUGUCCUGGAGUAUGUGGAGUAGGUGCUGUUUGUACAGUAAUUAGCCAUGUUCCAACUUGUAACUGUAUAUCUGGUUAUGUGGGAAAUCCAUUCACGUACUGCCAACCUCAACCUCCAACAACUCAAGCCACUGUAUAUGACCCUUGUAAUCCAUCACCAUGUGGCCCUAAUAGCCAAUGUAAAAAUGUAAACCAACAAGGAGUAUGUUCUUGUCAAAAAGAAUACCAAGGAACACCACCAAAUUGUAGACCUGAGUGUGUCGUAAACAAUGAAUGUCCAUCAAAUAGAGCUUGUCAUAAAUUCAAAUGCACAGACCCUUGUCCUGGAACAUGUGGACUAAAUGCACGUUGUGAAGUUAUUAAUCAUAGUCCAAUUUGCACUUGUUCACCAGGAUUAAUAGGUGAUCCUUUCACAAGAUGUUAUCCACAACCAGUGAAACCAUUAGAUGAACCAGUGAUACCAACAAAUCCUUGUAUCCCCUCGCCAUGUGGACCAAAUUCUGAAUGUAGACCAGUUGGAAAUCAACCAUCAUGUUCGUGUCGAAAAAAUUAUGUCGGUUCUCCGCCAAAUUGUCGACCUGAAUGUUCCGUUAACUCUGACUGUCCUUCUACAUUAUCUUGUAUAUCAGAUAAGUGUAGAGAUCCAUGUUAUGGCUCUUGUGGCUUAAAUACAGACUGUAGAGUUCAAAAUCAUAUACCAACUUGUACAUGUAUCGCUGGACACAAUGGUGAUCCAUUUACACAAUGUGUUCCAAUAAUAGUGCAACCAACAUUAGCUACACCAAUCGAUCCAUGUAAUCCAUCACCUUGUGGUUCUAAUACACAAUGUUACAAUGGAGUCUGUCAAUGUUUGGCUAACUAUUUUGGAGACCCAUUAAUAGGUUGUCGACCUGAAUGUACAAUGAACACGGAUUGUCCUAGAAAUAAAGCAUGUUUAAACCAAAAAUGUCAAGAUCCAUGUCCAGGCACUUGUGGUCAAGGAGCAAUAUGUGAUGUCAUUAACCAUAUUCCAACAUGUAGUUGUCCCGUUGGUACAGCUGGCGAUGCAUUUGUUAUCUGUAGACCCAUUAAAGUCCAAGAUGAACCAUCUAGAGACCCAUGUAAUCCUUCACCAUGUGGACCAAACAGUGUUUGUCGUGUAGUUGAAGGGCAUGCUGUUUGUUCAUGUCAAAAUACUAUGAUCGGUUCGCCGCCUUCUUGUCGACCAGAAUGUGUUGUUAGUGCAGAGUGUCCUUUAACUCAAGCAUGUCUCAUGAGCAAAUGCCGUGAUCCUUGCCCCGGAACUUGUGGCCAUCUUGCUAAUUGUAAAGUUGUAAACCAUAGUCCUAUUUGUACUUGUCCGCCACGGCAUAGUGGAGAUCCAUUUAGAAGCUGUUAUCCUGUUCAAGAAGUAAGACCAACACCAUCGGCUGAUCCAAUUAAUGUUUGUAGUCCAUCACCGUGUGGUCCUAAUUCAGAGUGUAGAGAUCGUGGAGGAGUACCAUCGUGUUCAUGUCUAUCGAAUUAUGUAGGAACGCCGCCAUCCUGCAGACCGGAAUGUACAAUUAAUCCAGAAUGUCCUAGUCAUUUAUCAUGUAUAAAUCAAAAAUGUACAGAUCCUUGUCCUGGUUCAUGUGGCUCAAAUGCUGCAUGUUCUGUUAUUAAUCAUACUCCCAUGUGUUCCUGCAAUAAUGGAUUUACUGGAGAUCCAUUUACAUAUUGUCAAUCAGUCCCGGUGUUACCAGUUUACCAAGAACCACUAAACCCAUGCAUUCCUUCCCCUUGUGGAAUGAACGCUAUAUGCAAAGAGUAUAAUGGUGCUGGUUCAUGUAGUUGUUUACCGGAAUAUAAUGGAAAUCCAUAUGAAGGCUGUAGGCCAGAAUGUGUCAUAAACUCUGAUUGUACACCUCAAAAAGCUUGUGUGAAAAAUAAAUGCCAAAAUCCAUGUGCUGGAACUUGUGGUCAGAAUGCAGAAUGCUAUGUGACUAAUCAUUUGCCAUCAUGUACUUGUAUACCAGGUUUUACUGGAGAUCCAUACAAAUACUGCAUUCCAGUUCCACCACCUCAACAAAUUCAAGCGGAUCCAAUUAAUCCCUGUGUUCCGUCACCAUGUGGACCAAACAGCCAGUGUAGGGAAAUAAAUAACCAAGCUGUGUGUUCAUGUCUACAAUCAUAUGUGGGCAAUCCUCCAAAUUGCAGACCGGAGUGUGUAGUCAACUCGGAAUGUGGUAAACUUAAAGCAUGCCGAAAUUUAAAAUGCGUAGAUCCUUGUAUAAAUGCUUGUGGAUCUAAUUCAAAGUGUAAAGUGAUAAAUCACAGCCCUAUAUGUACAUGUAAAGAAGGAUUUACUGGUGAUCCAUUUUCAAGCUGUUAUGCUAUACAAUAUUUACCAUCGUUACCAGUACAAAAUGAACCAAUAAAUCCAUGUGUUCCAUCGCCGUGUGGCCUUUACUCGUAUUGUAGAGAUUCCAAUGGAUAUCCUUCUUGUUCUUGUCAAGAAAAUUAUAUCGGUUCUCCACCAAAUUGUAGACCUGAAUGUACGAUAAACGAAGAAUGUCCUAAAGAUAAGGCUUGUAUGAAGCAAAAAUGCCAAGACCCCUGUCCUGGUUCGUGCGGUGUCAAUGCCAAUUGUAAUGUUUAUAACCAUAACCCGAUAUGCUCCUGUAUUGAAGGUUACACAGGAGAUCCGUUUACCAGUUGCUAUAUAAAACCAACAUCUCCUCCAAAGCCACAAUAUGACGAUCCGUGUAACCCGUCACCAUGUGGAUCAAAUGCCAUAUGUAAUAAUGGUGUUUGUUCUUGUUUGAGUGAAUAUCAAGGCGAUCCAUACUCUGGCUGUCGUCCAGAAUGUAUUUUAAAUACUGAUUGUCCAAUUAUUAAAGCGUGUAUUAAUAAUAAAUGUAAAGACCCAUGCCAAGGAACAUGUGGAAUAAAUGCAAUAUGUAACGUUUACAAUCAUAUUCCUAUGUGUACGUGUCCCCAAGGCACAAAUGGAAAUGCAUUUAUUCAAUGCACAGCAAUCCAAGCAUCUAUCGAAGUUAUUAACCCAUGUGCUCCAUCCCCAUGUGGACCAAAUAGCCAAUGUAAACAAGUAAAUGGUGUAGCAGUGUGUUCAUGCAUAUCUGGAUACUUGGGUGCACCACCUUUAUGUAGACCUGAAUGCACAAUAAAUUCAGACUGUGGUCUGAAUGAAGCUUGUUCAAAUCAAAAGUGUCGAAAUCCAUGUCCUAGUAUUUGUGGAAUUGGAGCAAAAUGUCAAGUGAUAAAUCAUAAUCCAAUUUGUAGCUGUCCACCGGGAUUGAUUGGUGAUCCAUUUACAAGAUGUUAUAAUAAACCUGCUGAUUUACCACAAUAUGUUGGCAACCCUUGCAUUCCAUCUCCUUGUGGACCCAAUUCUCAAUGUAAGGUUCAAGGCGAAUCACCAUCAUGUUCUUGUCUGCCUAACUUUAUUGGAUCACCUCCAAAUUGCAAACCAGAAUGUAUCACCAAUAGCGAGUGUUCAUAUAAUUUAGCAUGCGCUAAUAUGAAAUGUAAAGAUCCAUGUCCAGGUUCGUGCGCAUCAAAUGCUGAAUGCCAUGUUGUAAGCCAUUCCCCAAUAUGCAAAUGUCCAAUUGGGUACACAGGAGAUCCGUUCACGCAAUGCAUUAUGCAACAAGCCGACCCAAUACCACAAGAAUAUUUAAAUCCAUGUGUACCAUCUCCAUGUGGAACAAAUGCAAUUUGUAAAGAACAAAAUGGAGCUGGUUCAUGUACAUGCUUGCCUGAAUAUUAUGGAAAUCCAUACGAAGGAUGCAGACCUGAAUGCGUUUUAAAUACAGAUUGUGCAUCAAACAAAGCAUGCUCUAAUUAUAAAUGUAAAAAUCCAUGUCCUGGAACAUGUGGUCAAAAUGCAGAAUGUCAAGUAGUUAAUCAUUUGCCCAUGUGUUCUUGCUAUCAAGGAUAUACUGGUGAUCCAUUUAGAUUCUGUCAUCAAAUACCUCUUCCACAACAAACUGAAAUCGAACCAAUCAAUCCAUGUUCACCUUCUCCGUGUGGACCAAAUAGUCAAUGUCGAGAAAUCAACCAUCAAGCUGUUUGUUCAUGCCUUCCGACGUAUAUAGGAAGCCCACCUGGAUGUAGACCAGAAUGUGUAACUAAUUCAGAGUGUGCUUUGAACAUGGCAUGCAUAAAGCAGAAGUGUUCAAAUCCUUGUCCUGAACCAUGUGGACAAAAUUCAAAUUGCAAAGUCAUCAAUCACAGUCCUGUUUGCUCAUGUAUUAACGGUUUUACUGGAGACCCAUUUAUUCGUUGUUAUCAAAUACCUCCACCUCCACCACAAUUUGAUCCAGUUUAUGUCAACCCUUGCAUUCCAUCACCUUGUGGUCCAUAUUCUCAAUGCAGAGAACAGAAUGGAUAUCCUUCUUGUUCCUGUUUGGCUGAAUAUAUCGGAAGUCCUCCAAACUGUCGUUUUGAAUGUACAAUUAAUGCAGAAUGCCCCAGGGAUAAAGCAUGUAUGAAACAAAAAUGUCAAGAUCCGUGUCCUGGAUCAUGUGGUAUAAACGCGUUAUGCAAUGUAGUGAACCAUAUGCCAAUUUGUUUGUGUCCUGAUAACUAUGAAGGCAAUCCUUUCGAAAGCUGCAGGCCAAAACCUAUGGAUGUUCCAGAACCGGUAUAUUCAGACCCAUGUAAUCCAUCGCCAUGUGGUCCUAAUGCCGAUUGCUACAAUGGCAUUUGUAAGUGUAAACCCGAAUUCCAAGGUGAUCCUUACUCUGGAUGCAGACCUGAGUGUGUACUAAAUAACGAUUGUCCCAGAAACAAAGCAUGCAUUAAAAAUAAAUGCAAAGACCCAUGUCCUGGAACAUGUGGAACAAAUGCUAUCUGUGAAGUUUAUAACCAUAUACCAAUGUGUAGAUGUCCUGAUGGAAUGUAUGGAAAUGCUUUUAUCAAUUGUUUGAUACAACAAGAUGUGAUCCCAGUGACAAAUGUAAAUCCAUGCUAUCCAUCUCCGUGUGGACCUAACAGUCAAUGUAGAGAAAUUAACGGACAAGCAGUAUGUUCAUGUAUAAUUGGCUAUUUAGGAGUACCACCAUCAUGUAGACCAGAAUGUACAAUCAAUUCUGAUUGUAACUUAAAUGAAGCAUGUUCAAACCAAAAAUGUCAAGAUCCAUGUCGUGGUGUUUGUGGAAUUGGAGCAAUUUGCCGUGUUUAUAACCAUAAACCUAUCUGUAGUUGUCCUCCAGGACAAACAGGAAAUCCGUUUUCUAAUUGCCACCCAAUACCGGCUCAAGAUCCAAUACCUGUAGAACAUCCUUGUGUACCAUCUCCAUGUGGGCCCAAUUCACAAUGCCAAGUAAAAGGACAGUCACCUUCAUGUUCUUGCUUACCUGACUUUAUUGGUUCACCACCAAACUGCAAACCCGAGUGUAUUAGUAAUGGAGAAUGUCCAUAUCAUUUAGCAUGUAAAAAUAUGAAAUGUAAAGAUCCUUGUCCUGGUACCUGUGGACAAAACGCACAAUGUAAUGUCGUAAGUCAUUCUCCUCAAUGUUAUUGCUACCCAGGAUAUGUUGGAGAUCCUUUCACUCAAUGCACAAUACAACAAGCUGAACCAAUAGAAGAAACUUUGAACCCUUGUAUACCAUCACCUUGCGGAGCAAAUGCUAUUUGUAAGGAACAAAAUGGUGCUGGGUCUUGUAGUUGCUUACAGGAAUAUUUUGGAAAUCCUUAUGAACUCUGUAGACCUGAAUGCACAGUAAACACUGAUUGCCCAUCAAAUAAAGCUUGUAUGGGAAAUAAGUGCCUAGAUCCAUGUCCAGGUACAUGUGCACAAUCCGCGAUUUGUCAUGUUUACAACCAUUCACCGACAUGCUCAUGUAAUUAUGGAUACACAGGAGAUCCGUAUAAAUAUUGUAGUCUAAUUCCAUCUCCACCAAUUCAAAACGAACCAAUAAACCCGUGUUCACCUUCUCCGUGUGGACCACACAGCCAAUGUCGAGAAGUCAACUUCCAAGCCGUAUGUUCAUGUUUAUCAAACUAUAUUGGAAGUCCACCAAAUUGUCGCCCUGAGUGCCUCAUAAGUCAGGAUUGUUCACAAAAUCUUGCAUGCAUAAAUCAACAUUGUAAUGAUCCUUGUAUUGGACAAUGUGGUCAAAAUGCACAAUGUAAAACAAUCAAACAUCGUCCAAUUUGUACAUGUAGCCCUGGGUAUACUGGAGACCCGUUCUCCAGGUGUUAUCUGGUUCCUCCAUUACCUCCACCUCCACAAGAUGAACCAAUACCAAUAAAUCCUUGUGUGCCGUCACCAUGUGGACCAUAUUCUGAAUGUAGAAACUAUGGAAAUUAUCCUUCUUGUAGUUGUCAACCACAAUACACUGGAAGUCCACCAAACUGUAGGCCAGAGUGCACAAUUAAUGCAGAAUGUCCGAGCAAUAAUGCAUGUAUGAAAGAGAAAUGUCGAGAUCCGUGUCCUGGUUCAUGUGGAAUAGGAGCAGUUUGUAACGUGUUAAACCAUGUUCCUAUUUGCCAAUGCCCCGAUGGAUUCACUGGUGAUCCGUUUGUGAGCUGCUACCCGAAACCCCAAGCUCCUAUUGCUGACGUAGAAACAGACCCAUGUAAUCCAUCUCCAUGUGGUACAAACGCAAUAUGUAAUAAUGGACUUUGUACAUGUCUUCCUGAAUACCAAGGAGAUCCAUACAUUGGGUGCAGACCAGAAUGUAUUCUCAACGAUGAAUGCGCAAGGGAUAAAGCUUGUAUUCGAAAUAAAUGUGUAAAUCCGUGUCCAGGGACGUGUGGCUACAAUGCCAUUUGUGAAGUAUAUAAUCAUAUACCCAUGUGUAGAUGUCCAGAAGGAUUAGGAGGUGAUGCUUUUACUCAAUGUCAGCCAAUAUUACAAGAUCCAAUUAUUAAUCAGCCAUGUAAUCCAUCACCUUGUGGACCAAAUAGUCAAUGUAGAGAAAUGAACAAUCAAGCUGUAUGUUCAUGUAUCGUGGGAUAUGUAGGCAGCCCACCAUCAUGUAGACCAGAAUGCACAAUUAAUGCAGAUUGCUAUUUGACCGAAGCUUGUUCAAACCAAAAGUGUAUAAAUCCAUGUAUAGGAACAUGUGGCGUUGGAGCUAAAUGCCAGGUUAUAAAUCAUAAACCGAUAUGCAGCUGUCCGCCAAGCAUGACUGGUGAUCCGUUUAUACGCUGCCAUACCAUAUUGGCACUUCCUGAGCCUGUAGGUAACCCAUGUGUACCUUCUCCUUGUGGACCUAAUUCACAAUGCCAAGUAAAAGGAGAUACACCAUCAUGUUCAUGUUUACCCGAAUUCAUAGGAUCGCCACCAAAUUGUAAACCAGAAUGUAUUAGCAAUAGCGAAUGCUCCUAUAACAAAGCGUGUGUCUAUAUGAAAUGUAAAGAUCCAUGUCCAGGAUCUUGUGGUCAAAAUGCUAUAUGUCAAGUAGUUAGCCACGUGCCUAGAUGUACAUGUUUAUCUGGUUAUGUCGGGGAUCCAUUUAUACAAUGUUAUAUUCAACAAGCUGAUCCAGUACCAAUCGAAUAUUUAUCACCAUGUGAACCUUCUCCGUGUGGUGCUAAUGCUGUUUGUAAAGAGCAAAACGGUGCUGGUUCGUGUAGUUGUCUCCCUGGAUUUGAAGGAAAUCCAUAUGAUGGAUGCAGAUAUGAAUGCGCCCUUAAUACUGACUGUGCAUCUAAUAAAGCAUGUAUUAGAAAUAAAUGCCAAAAUCCUUGUCCUGGAUCUUGUGGACCGAAUGCCGAGUGUUUGGUUAUAAAUCAUCUUCCUAUGUGCACAUGUUACAAUGGUUAUACAGGAGAUCCUUUCAAAUAUUGUAAUUUGAUUCCUCCUCAAAUUGUGCAAUCUGAGCCUUAUACUCCUUGUUAUCCAUCACCAUGUGGACCAAAUAGUCAAUGUAAAGAAAUAAAUGGUCAAGCAGUUUGUUCGUGUCUUCCUUCAUACCACGGAAGUCCUCCUGGUUGUAGGCCAGAAUGUGUAUUGAGUUCUGAAUGUAGUGAUAUUCAUGCAUGUGUUAAUCAAAAAUGUGUCAAUCCAUGCCCUGGCCCGUGUGGUUUGAAUGCUAUUUGUAAAGUUAUAAAACAUAAUGCAAUAUGCUCUUGUCAACCCGGGUAUCAAGGCGAUCCGUUCUCCCGUUGUAAUUUAAUACCACCACCUCCACCACAACAAGAUGAAGUUAUUUACACUAACCCAUGUAUUCCAUCACCAUGUGGUCUGUAUUCAGAAUGUAGAGAUAUUGGUGGAGCGCCAUCAUGUUCAUGUUUAUCACAGUAUUUCGGUAGUCCACCAAAUUGUAGACCAGAAUGUGUGUUAAACAAUGAUUGUCGAAGCAAUUUAGCAUGUAUUCGAGAGAAAUGUCAAGACCCAUGUCCGGGAUCUUGUGGUAUUGAUGCAUACUGUAAUGUGAUAAAUCACACUCCAAAUUGUGUAUGCCGUGAAGGUUAUACUGGAGAUCCAUUCACAUCAUGUUAUAUAAAACCAAUUCAAGACAUUCCAGAACCUAUCGAAAAAGACCCAUGUAAUCCAUCUCCAUGUGGUGCAAAUGCAAUAUGUAAUAAUGGCCAAUGUUUGUGUAUCAAUGAAUAUUAUGGUGAUCCAUACUCAGGCUGCAGACCAGAAUGUGUAAUUAACAAUGACUGUCCCCGAGACAAGGCUUGUGUUCGUAAUAAAUGUGUGAAUCCAUGUAAAGACACCUGUGGUGAAAAUGCUAUAUGUGAUGUUUAUAACCAUAUACCAAUGUGCCGCUGUCCUGAAGGAACGGAAGGAAAUGCAUUUAUUAGAUGUUCUGCAUUACAACAAGCACCAAUCGAUAUUCAUCCUUGUUAUCCAUCUCCAUGUGGACCUAACAGUCACUGUAAAGAAAUAAAUAAUCAAGCAGUAUGCUCUUGUAUCAUUGGAUAUUUGGGAGUUCCUCCAUCUUGUCGACCUGAAUGUACUGUAAACUCAGAUUGUAAUAGUAAUAAAGCAUGUUCAAAUCAAAAAUGCAUAGACCCGUGUAUUGGAGUUUGUGGUGUGAACUCGAAAUGUCAAGUUAUCAAUCACAGCCCCAUUUGUAGCUGCAUACCCAGUUUUACAGGAAAUCCAUUUGUUCGAUGUUAUCCAAAACCUGCUGAUAUUCCACAACCUGUUGGAAAUCCAUGUAUUCCAUCGCCUUGUGGACCAAAUUCACAAUGUAAAGUGCAAGGUGAAUCGCCAUCAUGCUCUUGUUUACCUGAAUUUAUUGGGUCACCUCCAAAUUGUAAACCUGAAUGUAUAAGUAAUAGUGAAUGUCCAAUUCACUUAUCUUGCAUAAACAUGAAAUGUAAAAACCCUUGCAUUGGAGCCUGUGCUCCAACAGCUGAAUGUAGAGUAGUAAGUCAUUCUCCUCAAUGUUACUGUAACCCAGGAUAUAUUGGUAACCCGUAUACAGAAUGUACAAUACUUCAAGCUGAUCCUGUACCACAAGAGUAUAUAAAUCCUUGUGAGCCAUCUCCGUGUGGCACAAAUGCCAUUUGUAAAGAACAAAACGGAGCCGGUUCUUGUAUGUGUCUACCUGAAUACUUUGGAAAUCCGUACGAUGGUUGCAAGCCUGAAUGUGUUGUAAAUUCUGAAUGUCAGUCUAAUAAAGCAUGUAUAAAUAAUAAAUGUAAAGACCCGUGCCCUGGAACAUGUGCUCAAAAUGCCGAGUGUCAAGUUAUUAAUCAUUCACCAACAUGUACAUGUUACAAUGGAUAUACCGGAGACCCAUUCCGAUACUGUCAUAUCAUACCACCACAACAAACCGAAGUACAGCCUGUUUAUCCAUGUACACCAUCUCCAUGUGGACCAAACAGCCAAUGUCGAGAAAUAAAUCAGCAAGCUGUAUGUUCAUGUUUACCAAAUUAUGUAGGAAGUCCUCCCGGAUGUCGCCCAGAAUGUGUUUUGAACGCAGAAUGUUCAUCAAAUCUCGCAUGUAUUAAUCAAAAAUGUAAAAACCCAUGUGAAGAUCGUUGUGCACAAAAUGCUAACUGCAGAGUAUUCAACCAUAGUCCAGUGUGUUCAUGUACUCCUGGUUAUACUGGAGAUCCAUUUUCACAUUGUUAUGCUAUACCUCCACCACUACCGCCACCACAAAAUGAACCUGUUUAUACCAACCCAUGUAUACCAUCACCGUGUGGAGCCUAUGCUAUAUGUAAAGACAUUGGAGGAACCCCAUCAUGUUCGUGCUUGGCUCAAUAUAUUGGAUCCCCACCAAACUGUAGACCAGAAUGCAUUAUGCAUUCAGAAUGUCCUAGUAAUGAAGCUUGUAUUAGGGAAAAAUGCCAAGAUCCAUGUCCAGGAUCAUGCGGCUGGGGUGCUCAGUGUAAUGUAAUUAAUCACACACCUAUGUGUAUUUGUCCAGAUGGUUAUGAAGGUGAUCCGUUUACAAAAUGUGAUAUAAAACCAGUUAUUCAAGUUCCAGUUUACUCAGAUCCUUGUAAUCCGUCGCCUUGUGGUCCAAAUGCUCAAUGUAAUAAUGGCGUAUGCACAUGCUUACAUGACUACCAGGGAGAUCCGUACACUGGAUGUAGACCUGAAUGUGUACUAAAUGAUGAUUGUCCAAGAAACAAAGCAUGUAUUAAAAAUAAAUGUAUGGAUCCUUGUCCUGGAACUUGUGGGCAAAAUGCUAUUUGUGAUGUUUACAAUCAUAUACCUAUGUGUCGUUGUCCAGAAGGAAUGCAAGGCAAUGCUUUUGUUUUUUGCAGUCCACAGCAAAAUGAACCUGAAAUAUUUGAGCCAUGUAAGCCAUCUCCUUGUGGACCAUAUAGUCAAUGUAGGGAAGUAAAUAAUCAAGCGGUUUGCUCUUGUGUAAUGGGUUAUACUGGAGUACCACCAUUAUGCCGUCCUGAAUGUAUAACAAGUUCAGACUGUAGACAAAAUCAAGCGUGUUCCAAUCAAAAAUGUAUAGACCCAUGUCCAGGAACUUGCGGUAUAAAUGCUAAAUGCCAAGUUAUAAGCCACAAUCCAAUAUGUAGCUGUCCAACAGGAUAUACUGGAAAUGCAUUUAUGAAUUGCUACCAAAUUCCUGCUGACGUACCAUUAAUAGUGGGCAAUCCGUGUGUCCCAUCACCAUGUGGACCUAAUUCGCAGUGUCAAGUAAAAGGAGACAAUCCGUCUUGUUCCUGUUUGCCCGAAUUUAUCGGAUCUCCUCCAAAUUGCAAACCAGAAUGUAUCACUAAUAGUGAAUGUUCCUACAAUAAAGCAUGUAUAAAUAUGAAAUGUAAGGAUCCUUGUCCAGGAACAUGUGCAGUUAAUGCUAUAUGUCAAGUUAUAAGUCAUGCUCCAACUUGUCAUUGCCAACAAGGUUAUACCGGAAAUCCAUUUACAUUCUGUUCAGUUCAACAAGCAGAUCCUAUACCUCAAGAAUACAUUAAUCCAUGCGUACCUUCACCAUGUGGUGUGAAUGCAGUAUGCAAGGAACACAAUGGCGCAGGAUCGUGCACUUGUUUACCAGAAUAUAUAGGAAAUCCAUACGAGAGUUGUAGACCAGAAUGUACAGUUAAUUCUGAUUGCGUUUCCAACAAAGCAUGUAUGAUGAAUAAGUGUAGAGAUCCGUGUCCAGGUACAUGCGGUCAAAAUGCAGAAUGCCAUGUCGUAAAUCAUUUGCCAGUCUGUACUUGUUUGAAUGGUUACAACGGUGAUCCAUUCAAAUAUUGUUCAGUUAUUGUACCACCACAAGAUGCUCCAAUAGAACCGAUUAACCCAUGUUAUCCAUCACCUUGUGGACCGAAUAGUCAGUGUAAAUCCAUCAAUAAUCAAGCAAUAUGUUCAUGUUUACCAACAUUCAUUGGAAGUCCCCCUGGAUGUAGACCAGAAUGUGUAAUGAGUUCGGAAUGUAACAGUAAUGAAGCAUGUACAAACCAAAAGUGUUCUGACCCAUGUGUGGCUAUUUGUGGAAACAAUGCUGAUUGUAAAGUCAUAAAUCAUAGUCCAAUUUGUACUUGUCGGCCAAAAUAUACUGGAGAUCCGUUCACUCAUUGUUUCCCAAUACCAAUACCGCCACCUCAAUAUUUGCCUACUGAAUACAUUAAUCCAUGUAUACCAUCACCUUGUGGUCCGUAUUCACAAUGUCAUGAUAACCAAGGAGUUCCUUCAUGCAGUUGUCUUCCUCAAUACAUAGGAAGUCCACCAAAUUGUAGACCGGAAUGUGUUAUUAAUUCAGAAUGCCCAUCUAACAAAGCAUGUAUAAAUGAACAUUGUAGAGAUCCAUGUCCUGGAUCAUGUGGUUAUAAUGCUGAAUGCAAUGUUCUGAAUCAUACUCCAAUGUGUGUGUGUCCAUAUGGCAUGAUCGGUGAUCCUUUCACUAGUUGUUAUACUAAACCACAGGAAUAUAUUCCAGUUGAACACAGUGAUCCGUGUAAUCCGUCACCUUGUGGACCUAACGCGGAGUGUAAUAAUGGUCAAUGUACUUGUUUAUUAGAAUAUCAAGGAGAUCCUUACAUAGGAUGUAGACCUGAGUGUGUUAUAAAUAAUGACUGCCCACAAAACAAAGCUUGUAUAAAUAGAAAAUGUCGUGAUCCCUGUCCAGGAAUAUGCGGUAUAAACGCACUCUGUGAUGUUUAUAAUCAUAUUCCGAUGUGCAGAUGCCCUGAAAAAAUGUCUGGAAAUGCUUUCUUAGAAUGCAAGCCAGUCGAAAUUCAAGCUCAAGUUUAUCCAUGCAAUCCUUCACCUUGUGGACCGAAUAGUCAAUGUAGAGAAGUCAAUAACCAUGCUGUAUGUUCAUGUAUAUCCAAUUACAUUGGAUCACCUCCUCUGUGUAGACCAGAAUGUACUACAAAUUCUGAUUGUAAUCAAAACGAAGCUUGUAGUAAUCAAAAAUGUAAAGAUCCAUGUCCCGGAACAUGUGGAAUAGGAGCUAAAUGCCAAGUUAUUAACCAUAGUCCAAUAUGUAAUUGUCCGUCAGGAUAUACAGGAAAUGCGUUUGUUCACUGCCAUCCAAUACAAGCAGCACCUGUUGAAGAAGUUAAUGAAAAUCCUUGCGUACCAUCACCGUGUGGAUUAAAUGCUCAAUGUCAAGAUAUUGGAGGUCAACCAUCAUGCUCUUGUUUACCUCAAUUUAUUGGGUCUCCUCCAAAUUGUAAGCCAGAAUGUAUAAUCAAUAGCGAAUGUCCAUACCAUUUAGCAUGUAUAAAUAUGAAAUGCCGAGAUCCAUGUCCAGGAUCAUGUGGCUACAAUACAGAAUGCAAAGUUAUAAGUCACGCCCCACAAUGCUACUGUUUACCUGGUUAUAUUGGAAAUCCAAUAAUUCAAUGUAAUAUACAACAAGCUGAUCCAGUUCCUCAAGAAUAUAUCAAUCCUUGCCAACCAUCUCCUUGUGGUUCAAAUGCAGUGUGCAAAGAGCAAAACGGUGCUGGCUCGUGUUCGUGUUUACCAGAAUACUUUGGUGAUCCAUAUAGAGGAUGCAUGCCUGAAUGUGUGGUUAAUUCAGACUGCCCACAAAAUGAAGCUUGUAGGAGAAAUAAAUGUGAAAACCCUUGCCCAGGAUUAUGCGGUCAAAACGCAGAAUGUCAAACAAUUAAUCAUGUACCCAUGUGUACAUGUUCCAAUGGAUAUACUGGAGAUCCGUUCAGAUAUUGUUCAGUUAUUCCACCUCAACAAACUCCAAUUGAACCAACUAAUCCAUGCCAUCCAUCACCUUGUGGACCAAAUAGUCAAUGCAGAGAACUCAAUGGGCAAGCAAUAUGUUCAUGUCUUCCAGAAUAUAUUGGAAGCCCUCCAAGUUGUCGGCCGGAAUGUGUAAUAAGUACUGAAUGUAAUCGUGAUAAGGCUUGUAUAGGGCAGAAAUGUAAAGAUCCGUGCCCCGGAGUAUGUGGUCAAAAUGCCAUUUGUCAAACUAUUAACCAUAGUCCUAUUUGCACAUGUACUUCAGGAUACACUGGAAAUCCAUUUUCUCAAUGCUAUCAACUACCAAAACCUGUUAUACAACAAAUUCCACCAGAACCAUCGAACCCAUGUAUUCCAAAUCCUUGUGGACCAUAUUCAAUCUGUCACGACCAAGGAGGAUAUCCAUCGUGUUCCUGUUUAUCUCAGUAUAUAGGCACUCCACCAAAUUGUAGACCUGAGUGUGUUAUUAGUGCUGAAUGUCCAAGCAAUAAAGCUUGUAUUAAUGAAAAAUGUAAAGAUCCAUGCCCUGGUUCUUGUGGGGUUGGAGCACUUUGUACCGUUAACAACCAUACACCUAAUUGUUACUGCCCAAGUGGAUAUAUUGGAGAUCCAUUCAAUUCAUGUGUGCUAAAACCACCACAAGCCGAUAUACCAAAUGUUGAUCCGUGCUAUCCAUCACCAUGUGGUUCAAACGCGAAUUGUAAUGACGGCAUCUGCACUUGCUUAGCGGAAUAUCAAGGAGAUCCUUAUGUCGGAUGUAGACCUGAGUGUAUAAUAAAUGACGAAUGUCCUAGAAAUAAAGCUUGCAUUAAAUAUAAAUGCAAGGAUCCGUGUCCAGGAACUUGUGGUCAAAACGCAAUUUGUGAUGUUUAUAACCAUAUUCCAAUGUGUAGAUGCCCUGAAGGAAUGUCUGGAAAUGCAUUUAUUGAUUGCAGACCACAGCAAAUUCCUGAGGUACAUGACUAUUGUAAUCCUUCGCCAUGUGGUCCAAAUAGCAUAUGUCAAGAAAUAAAUCAACAAAGUGUAUGCUCUUGUAUAGUUGGAUACAUUGGUUCUCCACCAACAUGCCAUCCAGAAUGCAUAGUUAAUUCUGAUUGCAUAUUGAGUAAAGCUUGUAGUAAUCAAAAAUGUCGAGAUCCGUGCCCUGGAACAUGUGGAAUUAGUGCUAAAUGUCAUGUAGUAAACCAUAAUCCAAUAUGCAGUUGUCCUCCUGGUUUUACAGGAAAUCCAUUUGUACAAUGUAGUCAAAUACCAGUUAUUGAAGAUGAACCUAUUAGAAAUCCAUGUGUUCCUUCGCCAUGUGGUCCAUAUUCGCAAUGCCAAGUUCAAGGAACAUCUCCGUCAUGUUCAUGCUUGCCUGAGUAUAUUGGAUCGCCACCAAAUUGUCGACCUGAAUGUGUUAGUAACAGUGAAUGUUCAUACAAUUUGGCUUGUAUAAAUAUGAAAUGCAAAGAUCCAUGCCCCGGAUUGUGUGGAGAAAAUGCCUUAUGUCGUGUUAUCAGCCACUCUCCAAUGUGUUAUUGUAUACAUGGUUAUACAGGAAAUCCAAUGGUUCAAUGUGUGGUUCAACAAGAAGCAGUUGUGAUAAGAGAUGAUCCACACCCUUGUACUCCAUCACCUUGUGGAGCAAAUGCCCAAUGUAAAGAACAAAACAAUGCUGGCUCUUGUAGCUGUUUGCCUGGGUAUUUCGGAAAUCCAUAUGAAGGUUGUAGACCAGAGUGCAUUGUUAAUACUGAUUGUUCACCAACUAAAGCUUGCAUACAAUAUAAAUGUCAAAAUCCUUGUCCCGGAACGUGUGGUUUAAAUGCAGAAUGUCAAGUGGUUUACCACGUCGCAUCAUGCAUUUGUAAUCCAGGUUACACGGGUAACCCAUACCAAGCCUGUAAUUUCAUGAGACCACAAAUAACUCAAAUGGAACCAAUAUAUUACCCAUGUACUCCAUCACCAUGUGGUCCAAAUAGUCAAUGCAGAGAAUUAAAUAACCAAGCUGUAUGUUCUUGUUUACCAUCCUUUAUCGGAAAUCCGCCUAUGUGUCGUCCUGAAUGUACAACUAGUGCAGAAUGUUCAACAAAUUUAGCAUGUAUAAACAAGAAAUGUGUAGAUCCUUGUCCAGGAGUAUGUGGACAAAGUGCUUAUUGCAAAGCUAUAAAUCACAGUCCAUUGUGCAUAUGCAAUUCAGGGUUCACAGGAGAUCCAUUUUCUAUUUGCUAUCCAAUACAAAAUUCACCAGAACCUCAACCACAGCCACCAAUAAACCCAUGUAUACCAUCACCUUGUGGUGCUUAUUCUCAAUGUCAAAAUUACGGAGGUUCUCCUUCGUGUACAUGUCUUCCAUCGUACAUAGGAUCUCCACCAAAUUGUAAACCAGAAUGCACAAUCAAUGCUGAUUGUCCAAGUAAUAUGGCAUGUAUUAGAGAAAAAUGUAGAGAUCCGUGUCCAGGUUCUUGUGGUUUAAAUGCACAUUGUCAAGUGUUAAACCACAUUCCUAUGUGCACAUGUCCAGAAGGAUAUACUGGAGAUCCGUUUUUGAGCUGUUACAUCAAACCAGAACCACCAAUUCAACAAGCAUCAGAUCCUUGUAAUCCUUCUCCAUGCGGAUCAAAUGCAUUAUGCAAUAAUGGAAUUUGUACAUGUAUUGCCGAAUAUCAAGGUGAUCCCUAUAGCAUAUGCAGACCAGAAUGUGUCCUUAACAAUGAAUGCCCUCAAAAUAAGGCAUGCAUACAAAAUAAAUGUAAAGAUCCUUGUCCAGGAACUUGUGGUCAAAAUGCUUUGUGUGAUGUUUAUAAUCACAUACCAAUGUGUAGAUGUCCUCAAGGAAUGAAUGGAAAUGCAUUUAUACAAUGUUUAACAUAUCAAGCUCCAAUUGAAACAAACCCAUGUCAACCGUCACCAUGUGGUCCCAACAGUCAAUGUAGAGAAGUUAAUGGUUAUUCAAUGUGUUCUUGUCUCACUGGAUAUUAUGGAACACCACCAACUUGUCAUCCUGAAUGUUCAAUUGAUUCUGAUUGUAGUCAAAAUAGGGCAUGUUCAAACCAGAAAUGCCGUGACCCGUGUCCAGGAGCUUGUGGAGAGAAUGCGCAAUGCCACACUAUAAGCCAUAGACCACAUUGUACAUGUCCUCCAGGUUUCACUGGAAAUGCAUUUUCCAGAUGCUAUGUACAACAAUUACCACCAGAACCAGUACGCAAUCCAUGUGUACCUUCACCUUGUGGCCCGAAUUCUCUAUGUCAAGUUAUUGGAAAUUCUCCAUCAUGUUCAUGUGCAUCUGAUUAUAUUGGUUCACCACCAAAUUGUCGACCAGAGUGUAUCAGUAAUAAUGAAUGUUCUUAUAAUCUUGCCUGUAUCAAUAUGAAAUGUAAAGACCCGUGUCCUGGUUCAUGUGCUUCAAACGCUAUAUGUAAAGUAAUUAGUCAUACUCCAAGAUGUAGCUGUCCACCAGGUUAUAACGGCGAUCCGUUCACUCAAUGCAUAUUACAACAAGCGGAACCAAUUCAAGAAAUAAUAAAUCCUUGUAUACCAUCGCCAUGUGGUCCCAAUACAUUAUGUAAAGAACAAAAUAAUGCUGGUUCAUGCAUUUGUCUACCAGAAUAUUAUGGUAAUCCUUACGAAGGAUGUCGACCUGAAUGUAUGGUUAAUACAGACUGUAAUGCUAACAAAGCAUGUAUGGCAAACAAAUGUAAAGACCCAUGCCCGGGAACUUGUGGCAGUAAUGCUAAAUGUCAAACUAUUAAUCACAUACCAAUGUGCACAUGUUUACCUGGUUAUGUUGGCGAUCCAUUUAAAUACUGUCAAAUUAUACAACCGCAACAAGCUGAAAUUGUACCAAGUUAUCCAUGCAUUCCAUCUCCUUGUGGUCCGAAUAGUUUAUGUAGAGAGAAUAAUGGACAAGCAAUUUGUUCGUGCUUACCAUCCUAUAUAGGAACUCCGCCUGGAUGUAGACCCGAAUGUGUCACUAACGCUGAAUGUAUGCAAAACAAAGCAUGUAUCAAUCAAAAAUGUGUAGAUCCUUGUCCAGGAACAUGUGGACAAAAUGCAUAUUGCCAAACAAUAAACCAUCAUCCAAUAUGUAAAUGUAGCCCUGGUUACACGGGUAAUCCAUCAACAUAUUGCUCCUUAAUACAAUAUAUACCUCAAGACACACCUGUUGUUGUUAACCCUUGCUUGCCUUCACCUUGUGGUCCUUACUCUGAAUGUAAAGCAUAUGGAAACUCUCCAUCUUGUUCGUGUUUACCAACGUAUGUUGGAAGUCCACCAAACUGUAGACCUGAAUGCGUUGUCCAUGCCGAAUGUCCAAGUAAUAUGGCUUGCAUGAGAGAAAAGUGCAGAGAUCCUUGUCCAGGAUCUUGUGGUUUAGGAUCACAGUGCAGCGUAAUUAAUCAUGUACCAAUUUGCACAUGCCCAACUGGUUAUACAGGAGAUCCAUUUGUCAGCUGUUAUAUAAAGCCAAUCCCACCUCCAAAGCCACAAUAUACAGAUCCGUGUUAUCCAUCUCCAUGUGGACCAAGUGCUACAUGUAAUAAUGGAAUUUGUACGUGCAUAGUUGGAUAUCAAGGUGAUCCAUAUCGUGGUUGUCGACCAGAAUGUGUUUUGAAUGAAGAUUGUGCUAAAGAUAAAGCAUGUGUGAAAAAUAAAUGUGUCAAUCCAUGCAUAGGCACUUGUGGAAAUAAUGCCAUUUGUGAAGUUUAUAAUCACAUACCAAUGUGCCAUUGUCCACCCGGAAUGACAGGAAAUGCUUUUAUCGCAUGUCAUCAAAUAACAUUACAAGAACCAGUGAUACAAAAUCCGUGUUCGCCUUCGCCGUGUGGUCCAAAUAGUCAAUGUAGAGAUGUGAACAAUCAACCGAUUUGUACAUGCUUACCUACUUUCUUUGGUUACCCUCCUAAUUGCCGACCUGAGUGUACAGUUAAUUCGGAUUGUUCUAUGAACACCGCUUGUAUAAAUCAGCGGUGUAGAGACCCGUGUCCGGGAACUUGCGGUAUGAAUGCAGAAUGCCAAGUUGUAAAUCAUAAUGCAAUAUGUAGUUGUCCACUACAUUUAACAGGAGAUCCGUUCUCCAAAUGCUAUUAUCCAGUUGUAUCAAAACCACAACAAGAUCCAAUUAACCCUUGCGUACCAAGUCCGUGUGGACCUUACUCUGAAUGCCGUGUAACUGCUAACACUUACACUUGUACAUGUUUACCAAACUACCAAGGUUCACCUCCACAUUGCCGUCCAGAAUGUAUUUCGAAUAGCGAUUGUAGAUAUAAUUUAGCAUGCAUCAACAUGAAGUGCAAGGACCCAUGUAUUGGUUCAUGUGGUUUAAAUACUGAAUGCCAUGUUUAUAACCAUAUACCUCAAUGCACUUGUCUUCAAGGAUAUGUUGGAAAUCCUUUCAUAUUAUGUCAAAUCCAACAAACACCGCCUGUUCAACCAACACCGACAUCACCGUCAGAUCCUUGUUAUCCCUCACCAUGUGGGCCUAAUGCUAGAUGUCGUGUUGAGAACCAGCAUGCCAUUUGCGAGUGUUUACCAGAAUAUCAAGGAAAUCCGUACGAAUCUUGUAGACCAGAAUGUCUUGUUAGCUCUGAUUGCACAAUGAACAAGGCUUGUAUUAGGAAUAAAUGUCAAGAUCCAUGUCCUGGCACAUGCGGCAUAUCUGCUAUAUGUUUUGUUUCAAAUCAUAUACCAAUAUGUUCAUGUCCAGAAAGUUUAACUGGUGAUCCUUUCCAAAUGUGUCACCCAAUACCAGUUAGAGAUCCAAUUCCAUCUGAUCCAUGUGUCCCAUCACCUUGUGGACCAAAUACUCUUUGUCGCAUAAUGAAUGGUGCUGCUGUUUGCGAAUGUUUACAAGGAUAUGAAGGAUCUCCGUCUACUAGUGGAUGCCGACCUGAAUGUGUGAUCAGUCCUGACUGUCCUCGCAAUAGAGCUUGCGUGAACAAUAAAUGUAUCGACCCGUGUAUUGGAGUAUGUGGGUACGAAGCAAUUUGUCAAACUAUUAACCACAGUCCAGUCUGUUCUUGCCCACCACCCACAGUAGGAGAUCCAUUCGUUGAAUGUAAACAACAACCAGCUUUGCCAAGUGACCCAUGUAAUCCGUCUCCAUGCGGUAGCAAUGGUCAAUGUAGAGUAAUUGGAAAAGUCGCAUCAUGUAUUUAUCCAGAGUGUAUUAUUAACCAAGAUUGUCCAAGAGAUAAAGCGUGUUUCACACAGAAAUGUCAAGACCCGUGUCGAGAUGUUUGUGGAUUAAACGCUAUUUGUCAAGUAGUAAACCACAAUGCUUUAUGUUCAUGUCCUCCAGGAUACUAUGGAGAACCAAAACAACAAUGUAUAAUACAACGAUCACCAGAACCUAAGCCAGAAUGUACUACUGAUGAUGAAUGUUCCAACGACAAAGCUUGUAUAAAUUAUGUCUGUAAAAACCCAUGUCAAGAAUCACCAACUACUUGUGCGAGAAAUGCAUUAUGCUACGUUCAAAAACACAGAUCAGUGUGUGUGUGCAGAGAUGGAAUGACUGGAAAUGCUCAAAUACAAUGUGUAGAAAUUGGUUGUCGCGCUGAUACCGACUGUCCACCAGAAAAAUCAUGUGUUAACGGAGAUUGUAUUGACCCAUGUACUUACACUCAUUGUGGUCUUAAUGCACUAUGUCGAACCGAUGGGUACCACAGAGCUCGGUGUUAUUGCCCUCCCGCGUAUGAAGGAGAUCCGUUUGUAGAAUGUAGAAGACCUGAAUGCGUAGUCGAUUCAGACUGUCCAUCAACAUUGGCUUGCAGAAAUCAACAUUGUCAAAGCCCAUGUGAUUGUGCCCCAACUGCGCUGUGUAACGUAGUAAACCAUGUGGCUGCGUGUAGAUGUCCACCGGGUUACAUAGGAAAUCCUCAUACGUCUUGUACUUUAACUCCACUUGCUAUUCCACCUCAGUGCACAAUGGACUCCGACUGUGCUAGUAAAUUGGCCUGUUUCAACGGACAAUGCAAAAACCCAUGUUAUGAAAUAAAGCCAUGUGGACCAAAUGCAGAGUGUAUUGUAGUCGAUACGUUACCUCAUAGAACUAUGUCGUGCCAGUGUAUUCCAGGUUAUGUUGGCGAUGCCGAUAUUCAAUGUAAAAUAGGUGUUUCGUCAUCGGUAGGUUGUACAUCUAAUGACGACUGCCAGCCAACAGAUUCGUGCUUAAACCGCCAAUGUGUUAAUCCAUGCACUAUAUCCAAUCCUUGUUCAUCUACUGCACUGUGCACAAUCAAUAAUCACAAAGCUGUUUGUAAAUGUCCAGACGGCCUUUCUGGUGAUCCAUUCAUCAGUUGUUACAAAGUACCGCUGGCUUCACCAGAAUGUACAACAGAUUCUGAAUGCCCAAGUUCUAAAAUAUGUGCCAACCAAUAUUGUCAAGACCCAUGUCAAAUAUCAAAACCAUGUGACCCUACCGCUGAAUGUGUUACAAUUAACCACCGACCAAUUUGUAAUUGUCCAAAUGGAUGGGCAGGAAAUCCUCAAAUUCAGUGUUAUAAACCGGGUUGCAAGACCGAUAGUGAUUGUGUAUAUGAUAAAGCAUGCAUUAACAGCAAUUGUUUGAACCCGUGUUCUACUCAGAGUUGUGGUCACGGAGCUGAAUGUAUUGUGCAAGCUCACAAAGCUCAUUGCAUCUGUCCGGCCGGUACUCAAGGCUCACCAAUGGUGUCUUGCGUAUCAGUAGUGUGCCAGUAUAAUGAAGACUGUGCAGACCAUGAAGCAUGUGACAGAUUAAAUAGAAGGUGCAGACCUGUAUGUGAACAAGACACUUGUGCUGAGCAGGCAACAUGUUUAGCCCAAGCUCAUCAACCGACAUGUACAUGUCUGAAUGGCUUCCAAGGAAAUCCUUACAUCGAAUGCAUUGAAUCAAGAGUACCAUCAAUAACUCCUGAGUGCACAACCGAUUCUGACUGCCCAUCACAACAUGCUUGUGUAAAUCAGAGAUGUCAAAACCCAUGUACCAUUUCUGUGCUUUGUUCACCAGAUCAAGAGUGUCAUGUUCAAGAUACCGUCCCAUACAGAACUGUUAUGUGUCAAUGUAGAUCAGACACUGUAGCCACCAUUGAUGGCCGCUGCAAACCAAUAGUUCCCAUUACCCCCCAAUGUAAAAGCGAUCAAGAAUGUCAACUAUCAGAAAGAUGUGUAAAUCAAGGAUGCGUAGAAGCAUGUCGAAUCGAUCCAUGUGGUAUAAACGCACAAUGCAUCUCACAAAAUCAUCAAGCUGCGUGUUCGUGUCCACCAGGAUAUACAGGCAACCCACACACAGAAUGCUCAAUUCAACAAUCAAUACCAAUAUUACCACCUUCGCCAGAAUGUACGAAAAACGACGAUUGUCCGUCUGACACAACUUGUAUCAAUCAAAGAUGUGUUAGUCCGUGCACUUUAGGAGAUAGCUGUGGCCGUGGAUCAUUCUGUCACACUCAAAACCAUCAACCCGUUUGCAGAUGUCCUAACGGUUAUAUCGGUGAUCCACGCAUAGCAUGCUCUCCACCAUCGUCGGUGCCAUCCGUUGAAUGUGUAUCAAGCACUGAUUGUAGUGCAGAAGAAUCAUGUAUAAACAAAUUGUGCGUGAGUCCAUGCAAUUGCGGACCCAACUCGGAUUGUAAAGUUAAUGAUCAUUAUCCUAGUUGUAUUUGUAAGCCUGGGUAUUAUGGAAAUCCCCAACAAGGCUGCAUAAAAAUGGGAUGUACAUCAGAUGAUCAAUGUGCUUAUGAUAAACAAUGUUAUAACGGCGAAUGUGUUCCACCAUGUUUAUUGAGUGAUCCUUGUGCGCCAACUGCAAAAUGUUAUGGUGACAAUCAUCGGGCUGCGUGCCAAUGUCCGCCGGGUUACUUCGGAAAUCCGUUCGAGAAAUGUGAAAGAACUGAAUGUACAUACGACGUGGAUUGUCCGUCAGAUCGUAUGUGCUUCGACCAGCAUUGUAUCAAUCCAUGUACAGAACAACACGGUGCUCCGUGUGCAUCAAACGCCAUAUGUUCUGCCAGAAACCACGCCGCAACGUGUAGAUGUCCAGAAAACUUCCCGAUGGGAGAUCCAAAUACUUAUUGUGAACGUUUACCACCACCUUUGUUCGGUGAACCAGAAUGUAAGAUCGAUGUGGACUGCGCCAGUCGUCUUGCAUGUAUCAGAGAAAAAUGUGUGAAUCCGUGUCAAGAAAUUAAACCCUGUUCGAAUAGUGCUAUGUGCACAGUUUUGGACAGUGUACCAGUUAGAACAAUGACGUGUACAUGUUCCGAAGGUUGGGUACUCGAUGAAAGUGGUGAAUGCAGACCAGUCAUUGUUUCUUCACCACCUGGUUGUACUACCAACGAUGACUGCCCGUCAAACGAAGCAUGUCUUAACAGACAGUGCCGUAAUCCUUGCAAUUGUGGUACAAACGCCCAAUGUUUCGUUCAAAACCACCAUCCGGUUUGUUCUUGCUUGGAAGGUUACGAUGGAAAUCCAAACUUUGCUUGUAGAAUAGUGGGAUGUAAGAGAAAUUCCGAAUGUGAAUCCGGCAAAGCCUGCAUCAACGGGCACUGUCUGAAUCCGUGCAUAGUGGAAGAUCCAUGUGGCCCUAAUGCCGAAUGUUUCACGGUCGCUAGUCGCCCAGAGUGUCGGUGCAAGAGUGGCUAUCGGGGUAACCCAUACGACAGGUGCUUGGUGAUUGGUUGCCACAGUAACAACGACUGUCCCAAUGAUCGAUCGUGCAUCAACGGGCAGUGUAUCAAUCCGUGCGUGUACGAACACCCGUGUUCGUCACAAGCAGAGUGCAAAGUACAAAACCAUUUCGCCCUGUGCCGCUGUCCCCCAGGAAUGGUAGGCAAUCCAUAUGUAGCCUGCAGACAGGAAGUGCAACCUGAAUGUAAGGAAGACGCCGACUGUCCAUCACUGUUGGCCUGCUUUGACAGUGUGUGUCGUAACCCGUGCACCGCGCUGGAACCGUGCAAACGGCCGGCCGAGUGCGUGGUAAUCGAUUCGCUGCCGGUCAGGACCAUGAUCUGCGAAUGUCCCAGCGGUUACGUAAGCAGCGGCAGUGGUACUUGCAAGAUCACACCACCGAUGACGGCUGUUGCCUGUACCGCGGACACGCAAUGUCCAUCGGACAGGGCUUGCCUGAACGGUAGGUGCAUAGAUCCUUGCAACUGCGGGCCGAACUCCGAGUGUAGAGUAUGGGACCACAAGCCAGUUUGCUCUUGUCUGGCCGGAUUCGAUGGCAGCCCGGAGAUCGAUUGUUCGAGAGCCGGUUGUCGAAGUGAAUCCGACUGUUCUGGUACACACACUUGCAUCAACCGUAUUUGUGUGGCUGUGUGCGCCGCGGAUGGUAGCAGUUGUGGUACAGCGUCCGAAUGUUACGGCAUCAACCAUCAAGCCGUGUGUGAAUGUCCUCCGGGAAUGGCUGGAAAUCCGCAAAUAGCCUGCGUGGUUGCCGGCUGUCGGUCGGAUACGGAUUGUCCCAGCGACAAGGCAUGCAUAAACACCAAAUGUAUUGAUCCUUGCACCAGAAAUAAUCCAUGCGUCAAGCCAGCUGAGUGUACGGUGUACAACCACCGCACUGAUUGUGCUUGUCCACCAGGUUACGUCGGAAACGCCGGAACUACUUGCAAACAGAUCGAAGCCGGAUGUCAAAGCGAUUCCGAUUGUCCAUCACAGACGGGUUGCAUUAACAAACUGUGCGUGAGCCCAUGCGAAGUUUCAUCACCAUGUGGAAUAAACUCGAAAUGCAAAGUCCUCGACACCUUCCCGAUAAGAACGAUGACGUGCGAAUGUCUACCGGGCACUCAAGGAAAUGCAGCCAUACGAUGUGACGAAGUUUCAAAAUGUCCGAUUGACAAAGGCUACGUGAGAAACGAUGAUGGAGAGUGUGUAUGUCCACCGGGCACAGCUCUGAACCAAGAAGACGAAUGCCGUAGGUGUGUAGUCGAACUGGGAUACAAGAUCGAUGAACGCGGCCAUUGCGUAUGCGCUCUGGAUAGAGGAUUAAUCAUCGACGAAAGGGGACGUUGCAUAUGUCCGACUGAACACGGUUACAGUCUGAACAUCUACGGACAAUGUGUACCGAAAAACACGACACAACUUAGGACGGACUUCCCGAGACCGGACAUGGUUGUCACGUGUUUGUCGGACGGAGUACAAGUAGAAAUCCACAUAACAGAAAAAGGAUUUAACGGAGUACUCUACGUGAAGGGUCACAGUAAGAACGAACAGUGUAGACGAGUCGUAUCGAUGGCGCAAGACUCGUCGCCCAGGACGGAAAUAUUCAAAGUCAACUUUGGAAAUUGUGGACUUAUACACAUCAACGGCCAGGCUAGUUUUGUACUAGUAAUACAGAAACAUCCGAAAUUGGUGACUUACAAAGCCCAAGCCUAUCAGAUACGAUGCGUGUACAACACCGGUGAACAGAACGUCACGCUCGGCUUUAACGUGUCCAUGUUGACCACGGCCGGUACGAUAGCGAACACCGGACCUCCGCCUACGUGUCUGAUGAAGAUCGUCACGCACACCGGUCAAGAAAUCGACUCGGCCGAAAUCGGUGACAACUUAAUGUUACAAGUGGACGUCCAACCGUCGAGCAUCUACGGAGGGUACGCCAGAAGCUGUGUGGCGAAAACGAUCGAAGACAACGUCGAGAACGAGUACAUAGUAACCGACGAGAAUGGAUGCGCGACCGACCCGACGAUAUUCGGCGAGUGGGACUACAACGCGGAUACCCAAUCUCUGUUGGCCGGUUUCAACGCGUUCAAGUUCCCGAGUUCCGACAACAUACGAUUCCAGUGUAACAUACGCGUGUGCUUCGGCAAAUGCCAACCGGUGAAUUGCCGCGGCUAUAACGCGUUUGGAAGACGCAGGAGACGUGAGAUAUCUAAAAACAACAACGGACCAGACGACGACGCACUUGAGUCCGCCCAGCGAGGACAGCUGAGAGAAGAGAUCACGAUCGAAUCGAACGCCAUUUUAACGUUCGAACGCAGGGAAGAACGACUGAUGGACCCGACUGAAGCUCCGAUUAUUCAACCCGCCGAGGACAUUUGCGUGUCAGUCAUCGGGCUCAUCGUGGCCCUCGUCAUCACAGCCCUGCUUGCGCUGGUGGCCGUAGCCGUGGCUGUUUCGUGUUGGCUGAUGGCCUACAGGAGAACGCCGAAUGUCAACGGUCCACUGCCGCAUCCGACUCAAGUGCCGAAUCCGAUGUUCAUGAAUCACGACCGGACGUCUUCCGAACCGUCACCGGAUUACCUGACAUGAUGAUAACAACGAAGACUAAGACGACGACGAUUUUUUGUUUUUCCGUCGUCACAAUUAUUACUUAUGACUUUUAUUAUUUCACAUGAAAAAAAAAAAAAAUGUCAUACCUAUUACCACCCCCUUCCCCACAUAUAACAGUCGGGUUGUAAGCGCCCAACAAAUUAUAUUAUUAUUAUAUUAUUUUUAUUAUUUUAUAAAUACCUAUACACUGUUUUACGACUGUUAAUCGUUUGCCAUGUUUUGCGCUCGACAAAAGUCUCACGGGCCUUUAAUUAGCUGUAGACACUCGUCGCGUUCUGAUCAUUAAAAAUAACAAAAAAAUAUAUUACAUUUAAGAAAUUACACGGCGUAACAACGACGUGAUAAUAAUCGCAGACUUUGGGUUGGGAAAACGCAACAAAAAUGGUACCCCAAAUUACCGUAACACAAAUAUAAUAAUAUUAUUAUCCGAUACUAUAACGAGACGACGAGUGUUCCCCGAUUAGAGGCCUUUCUGUGAACUAGACGCGAUAUAAUUAGUCAAAACUAUUCAAUUAAAACGUAAAUAAUUGUUUCCAACGCACACAUUGCGUAAUUAUUUAUGUUUUAAUUGUUGUAUGGACAUCUCUUCCGAACGCUUACGCUGCGAGUUUCGUGGCUUAAUUAAAUACGUAUAGGUAUCUCACGCACAGACGUGUCGUCAUUAAAAAAUAUAUAUUUAUAUUAUACAUUUAUUAAAAUAUUUUUGCAAUCCGACGACUUGUCGUGCGAUAAUACAUUUUUCUUCGAUUAGGUAACGUUAAAAGUCGUAAGCUUUCGGAAGACUUGUUCAAUGUUAGUUUUAAGGUGUAUGUAUAUGUGUGUGUGUGUGUGUGUGUGUGUGUAUGUGUAAUAUAUUAGAUUUAAAUUUGUAUAAUCGUUUUAACAUUUUAAUCGAAUGUUGUGUAUGAAAGUGUGAUAUAUAAAUAACUAUUAAUUUAUUAACAAAAUAAAUAAUUUAAAAAAAAAAAAGAAAAUUAACUUCCUAA
Melanaphis sacchari is the source of this 50034-nucleotide messenger RNA. RefSeq lists its product as uncharacterized. Lineage: Eukaryota; Metazoa; Arthropoda; Insecta; Hemiptera; Aphididae. The record is from RefSeq and is a predicted model, not a curated record. Gene Ontology annotation, molecular function: calcium ion binding.